CCUUUCUGGUCGUGCGUGUAUAUACGACCGGCUUCGUCGCUACCCUACCUGUCGAGUGCCCGUUAAAUGAACGGUUUGCUCCUAGUUUUGGAGUAGGUGAAGUGCUGUGGAUAGUGUGAUUUUAGUCAUACAAUCAUAUUGUGUAUCACUAGAAAAUUCUACUGUCGACGGCCUGUUGCGAAUUCCUCGGUGUAGUCUAACGGCUGUUCGCCUGACGGCGAGGGAAGGCGGACCGCUUCUACCGGGAGGAAUGAGCCCCGUACACCACCGCUCCCGCACUCACCGAUGAUCUCAAGAAACAAUGCAUAUAACCAACUUGCCACUCGUGGUUUGGACGCUCACAGUCUUAAUGACACAUGUAGCGACGCAAAGCCAGUAUGGAAUAGGUUUAGGCAUAAAACGAGAAGUAUUUUUCUUAAAUUUAGAAGACGGCUACUUUGGUUGUCAAGUAAACGAAUCAACACAAAUAUUACAAUUAUAUGAAUUAUCGAAAUUAUGCGAUGGAGUACCGGAUUGCUACAAGGCGUCCGACGAACUGAGAUCAGAGCUCAAAUGCACAGAUGACUGUACCAAAGAAGAUGGCGCACGUUGCAUAAACGGUGCGUGUCUAAACGGUGUGUGCCAUUGCAAUGAUGGUUUCGGCGGCUGCAACUGUCAGGAACCAGAUGUAAACGAAUGCAAGGACAGACCAUGUGAUGUGUUUGCGCACUGUACCAACACCGUGGGUAGCUUUCAAUGUUCAUGCUUCCCGGGAUACGAAGGCGAUGGUUUCACUUGUAGAGAUAUAAACGAAUGUGAAGAUCCAGCGAUAUCGUCGAGAUGUGUCAAGAAUGCAGAAUGUUGUAACUUACCAGCUCACUUUAUCUGCAAGUGUAACCGAGGCUUUGAAGGGGACGGGGAAGAAGAAUGUCGAGAUAUCGACGAGUGCCGACGACCCGGAGCCUGUGGAAGCAACACUGUUUGUCAAAACUACCCCGGCAACUACACAUGCGCCUGUCAAUCUGGUUAUACCGGAAAUCCAUUCGACGGCUGCGUGGACAUUGACGAAUGCGAAAACAAGGAGGCAUGUGGUACCGGCGCUGCCUGCCGCAACAUUGCCGGCGGCUACGAGUGCAGCUGUCCGCAAGGCUUCGAAGGCGAUCCUCGCGUCGGCUGCCACGACCUCGACGAAUGCGCUCGCGCAGAGUGUGGUCGCAACGCUCUAUGUGAAAACUUACCCGGCUCGCAUCGCUGUCUAUGUCCACCAGGUUUCCAAGGCAAUCCCGAAGUCGAGUGUAUCGACGUGGAUGAAUGUAGGAGUAGAGAAAAUAUGUGCGGCAAGCACGCCGUGUGUACGAACACGGUUGGCAGCUACGUUUGCACAUGUGAGCCGCAGUACACCGGCGACGCGCGCUCCCCCGACGGCUGCACAGAUGUUGAUGAGUGUUCUGUCCUCGAACAUCCUUGUGGCUCACAGGCUCUUUGUGAAAACGCUUCUCCCGGAUAUAACUGUGUAUGUCCACAAGGAUAUAGAGCCAAACCGGAUGCCAAAAUAGCUUGCGAGCAGGUCGAUGUAAACAUACUAUGUAAAUCAAACUUUGACUGCACAAAUAAUGCUGAAUGUAUUGACAAUCAAUGUUUUUGUAAAGAAGGAUUCAACGCCAAAGGAGCUGUCUGCAUCGAUGUUGAUGAAUGCUCAAACGUUACAAUUUGUGGAGAAAAUGGUUUAUGUGUCAAUACCCUCGGUGGAUAUAAAUGCGAAUGUGUCAAUGGAUUUGUUGGUUCGCCACCGAGAAUACCUUGUCGAGCGCCGUGUGAAGAUGUUGAAUGUGGCGAUCACUCGUAUUGUAAACCGAAUGGUAUAGAAGCUUAUUGCGUAUGUGAAGAAGGUUGGACAUUUAUUCCUACAGACGUUUCAGCCGGUUGUGUGGAUGUCGACGAAUGUGAUGCGUCCGUGGGACCGGUGGGACGCUGUGGACCUAACGCACGUUGUACAAAUACAUUAGGAAGUUAUUCUUGUCAAUGUCCUGAUGGAUUUUCUGGUGAUGCUUUUAAAGAAUGUUUCGAUGUUGACGAGUGUCAGGCGGAUGACGCUUGUGGAGCAAACGCUGAGUGCAUAAAUAAACUGGGUUCCUACGAUUGCGAAUGUCCUGAGGGUACUGUUCCUGACCCAGAUCCACGCGUGCGAUGUUCGGAAAUUCUGACAUGUAAAGGAGACAACGAUUGUCCUGGAAAUUCUAUUUGCGAUUCAAAUGCUAGAUGCGUAUGUCCUGAACCUAACGUCGGUAAUGAUUGUCGUCAUCCAUGUGAAAGUUUGCAAUGUGGUAGUAACUCUGAAUGUUUAUUAAAUGACCAGAUAGCGCAAUGCACAUGCCGCACUGGAUUCAAAGGAGAUCCCACCUCUCACCUAGGGUGUCAAGAUAUUAACGAAUGCGAUGCAAACCCUUGUGCGUUUGGGGCUGUGUGUAAAAAUCUUCCUGGGCAUUUUCAAUGUGAAUGCCCUGGUAGAUUUGUUGGUGAUCCUUAUGUCGAUGGAUGUGUUUCGAGUAAACAGCCGAUUGAAUGCAGUGACAUUAACCCGUGCCCCCAGGGCGAAACGUGUAUUACUCACGAUGGUGAAAACGUUUGUAUAUGUUCGCAAGGUUUCACACGCAACAAAGAAUCUGGGUUAUGUGAAGAUGUCAACGAAUGUACUUUAUACGGUCACUCGCCAUGUGGUUUUAACGCUAUUUGCAAAAAUUUACCGGGUAGCUAUGAGUGCAAGUGCCCUAUGGAGUAUAGUGGUAACCCCUAUACUCUUUGUGAACUAUGCGAUGACGUCAGUUGUAGAUGUCACCCACCAUAUAAAGUUGUCGAUAACAACUGCGUAUUGUCUGACUGUGCAAAAGGAAACACAUGUGGUAAAGGAGCAGAAUGCAUAAUUAUUUCCGAGACUGUAAGCUACUGUGCAUGUCCUUCUGGUUUCUCACAAACUAGUGAAGGUGCCUGUGAAGAUAUAAACGAAUGUUUAUCAGGCCAACCGGUCUGUGGUUUUGGUGCUGAAUGUAUUAACACUGAAGGCUCAUAUAAAUGCAAAUGUCCACCAGGUUAUGGCCAAGACCCCAUUUCUGGUCAUUGUACUAUAAACCAAAAGAGAUGUAUAAGCGAUUCCGACUGUUUCUCAAAUGAAAAAUGUAUACAACCUGGGCAGUGCAUUUGUCCACCACCUUUUUACUUAGACAUUGAGGAUGGGCAAAAAUGUAAAAGUCCUUGUGAACGAUUCAUUUGUGGCAUUAACGCAAAAUGUACUCCUAGCGAUCCUCCAAGAUGUAUGUGUAUGACAGGAUAUGAAGGAGACCCCUACACUGGCUGUACGAAUAGAAACGAAUGCCACAGCUCUCCUUGCGGAUACGGUGCCAUUUGUCAUGAUCAAAAAGGCGGAUAUCAGUGUGUAUGUCCUCCCAACAUGGUUGGGGAUCCUUACAAAUCAGGAUGUUCCUUUGGCAUAGGUCCAUCACAAAAACAAUUAUGUAGUUCCGAUAAUGAAUGUCCUAAUAACCUUGCUUGUUUAAACCGUACGUGUCUGUCUCCAUGCCUAAGCGUCACUUGCGGCGCCAAUGCUUUCUGCGAAGUAGAUGAUCACGCAGCCUGGUGCAGAUGUAAUCCAGGCUACACUAAACCUGAGGGUGGGAAAUGCAUAUCUGGUUGCGAUAAUUAUUCUUGUGGAACAGCAGCUCAAUGUAUAAUUUCGAAAAAUGGUCCCACAUGCGUGUGUCCAGAAGGAAUGGUUGGGAAUCCCUUCCCGGGGGGUGGUUGCAGAAGAGACGUAUGCGGCCCUGGAAUACCUUGUGAAGGCCCAUUCACGUGCCUCGCAGGAAGAUGUCGACAGCGCUGCGAAAAUGUUGUUUGUGGCGUUGGAGCGUCUUGCGACGAAGAGAGCGGCAGAUGUGUUUGUAAUGCAUUCUUUGUAGGAAAUCCCGAUUUACUUUGUAUGCCUCCUGUUGCUCCUCCCGCUUGUGAACCUGGUUGUAGUGAAAACGCUCAUUGCGUUUAUGGACCGAUCAAUUUAUGUAAAUGUGAUAAAGGAUACACUGGGAACCCUUACUCCAAAUGUUUACCGAGGAGACAAAUAACUUGCGCAAAAACUUCGUGUGGACAGAACGCCGUUUGUCAGCAAACUAAAUCACAUAUCGAGUGUCUAUGCCCUCCUGGUUAUAUCGGAAACCCAAAUCUACAAUGCAUUGAUAUCGAUGAAUGCCAAUCAAAACCGUGCGGUGAAAAUGCUAUUUGCAUAAACACUCCUGGUAGUUUCAGUUGCAUAUGCAAAAGCCAUCAUUUCGGCAAUCCAUACGAACUGUGUACACAAGUUGCAAUUUCUAAAUGUGUUGAUGGUAAUGGUUGCUCUUGUUCCCAAAAUAAUACUUGCCCGGAUGGCUAUUAUUGUGAAAAAUCUAUAUGCGUCGACAAAUGUCGCAAAACAGUAUGCAGUCAGAAUGCUAUUUGCGAAGAAGGUCAAUGCGUUUGUCUUCCAGGAUACAUUGGAAAUCCGAACGAUUUACAACAGGGCUGCACUUUUGACAGUAAGUGUGUAACUGACGGAGAUUGCAAAGAUACUGAAAUAUGCUUUCAAAUAAGCAGAAAUAUACGUAAAUGUGUCGACUCAUGCAGUAAAUUACAAUGUGGACCCAAUUCCCUAUGUGUUAGUGCGAAUCACCAGGCCCAUUGCAUUUGUACAGAAGGCUAUGUUGGGAAGCCUAAUGAUAUUAAAUCUGGUUGUCAUUUGCAACAAAAGCCAAAAGAAGUUGAAUGUAGCAUAAAUAGUGACUGCAAUGAGCCACAAGUUUGCGUGCCGGUUGGUGGAAUGAUGAAAUGUCUAGAUCUUUGCACCACUGUCGCUUGCAGCGCCGAUGAAAUCUGUAAUGUACUGAAUAAUACCGCACGUUGUGAUUGUAAAGAAGGAUAUUUGUGGAAUCCCAUCAGUUCCAAUUGUGAACAACCAUCGACACCAAGUUGUAGAAAUGAUAAUGAUUGUGAUGAAAAUAAGUCCUGUGAAAAAGACGUGCUCGGUGUUAAUAAAUGUGUAGAUAAUUGCUCAAUAUUUACAUGUCCACAAAAUUCGAAAUGUGUUACUAAAAAUCACAAAACGCAAUGCCAAUGUUUGGACGGCUAUAUAGGAAAUCCGAAUGAUCGCGACGGAUGUGUAGCGUUAGAUAAAAACCAAUGUACAGACGAUGUGCAAUGCAGAGAGAGUGAAAUAUGCAAAAAUAUCGGAAACGUAAAGAAAUGUGUGUCGGCUUGUCAACAAUUAGUUUGUGGACCAAAUGCGAUUUGCAUUACUAAUAAUCACGUAGCCAAGUGCCAAUGUCCCUCAGGACCCUUUACGGGUAAUGCUGACGACCUAGAGAAGGGAUGCCAAUCUGUUCCUUGUAUUUACAACGCUGAUUGCUUAUCACAUGAAUUGUGCAAUCGUUUGACAUACACUUGUGAUGGUGCAUGCCGAAAUGACUCAUGUGGCGACAACGCAGUUUGUAUAGCCGAAGGUCAUAAAAUUAUUUGUAUAUGCCCUAAUGGAUAUAAACCGGAUCCUAUUCCAGAGGUGAACUGUAGAAAAAUAGAGUUAUGUAAUCCUAACCCUUGCCAUCCUACAGCCGUAUGUGAACCGCGACUUUCAUCGUAUACCUGUAAAUGUCCAGUUGGAUUUAUCGGUGAUCCAAAGAAAACAGGUUGUAAAAAACAAAACCAAUGCAUAAACGGAGAUCAGGAUUGUCCCCCUGAAGCGACUUGCGUAAACAACCGGUGCGUUAAUCUAUGCGAUGGCGCAUGUGGUGUAAAUUCUUUAUGCAAAAUUAUCAAUAGAAAACCUAUUUGUACUUGUGCCAAUGGGUACGAAAAAUCUAAAAAUGAUAAUUCGUGCAAGAAAAAAAUAUUAUCAUGCCACAGUGAAAAUGAUUGUGAAGGAGAUACAUGCGUCAAUGGACAAUGUUUCGCAGCCUGUAAAAAUUCUAGUCACUGCGAUCCAGGUAAUGCGUGCAUUAAAAACUUGUGCAUAACACAAUGUAACACACAUACUCAGUGCGCGAUUGGACAAGCCUGUGUCGGAGGGCAAUGCCUAAUAGGAUGUAGAAGCAACGAUGAUUGCAUUGAAGAUGAGGCGUGCCUAAACAACAAAUGUGUAAACCCUUGCCUUGUUGCGAGAUCUUGUGGACCAAAUGCUAUUUGCUCUAGAGAAAAUCAUGCCGUUAAAUGUGAAUGCCCUCCUGGAUUUGAAGGAACACCAUUACCACAGCAAGGGUGUGUAAGAAAACCUUCUACUUGUUCUCGGACUUCAAAUUGUCCACCGGAUCAUAUGUGUAUAGGUAACUUGUGUCAAGUUCCUUGUCAAGAUAAUACUGGAUGUGCUAUUGGUGAAAAGUGUAACGAUAACAUAUGCCAUAAAAUAUGCCAUUCCAGUAGCAACUGCUUACACGGCGAACAUUGUAACUCCGGUAUCUGUAUUCCCGGUUGCAAAACUGAUUCAGACUGUCUUAAUAAUCAAAUUUGCCAAACGAAGGAAUGUUCAUGUACAUCUGGAUACAAAUUAGUUAAUAACGAAUGUGGAAAUAUAGAUGAAUGUGUCAAUAAUCCUUGUCACCCAUCAGCACAAUGUAUUGAUUCCCAAGGCUCAUUUAAGUGUGUAUGCCCGACGGGGUCUAUCGGUGAUCCAUAUCAGACUGGUUGCAUGUUGCCUAAUCAAUGCAGACGUGAUUUACAAUGCGAAGAUUCUCUUGCAUGUAUAAAAGGAAAGUGCUCCAACCCCUGUGAGAAUAAUGCCUGCGGAGUAAAUGCUGUUUGUUCAGUAAAUAGACAUCGUAUGACAUGCACCUGUGAAAAAGGUUACUUAGGUAAUCCGUUUGAUAAAAAAAUUGGAUGUUUCAAAGUUGAAUGUGUAGAUGACUUUGACUGCCCUACCGAUAAAAGAUGCAACACGAAAAACAACAAAUGUACUGAUCAAUGCGAUGAGCCUGCAUGUAUUGGUGGAUCGUGUAAAAUAGAAGAACAUAAAGAUUUGUGUAUAUGUGCUAAAGGAUUUGAGUUGUUAAAUGGUGCUUGUACAGAUAUUAACGAAUGCAAUAAUAAUCCAUGUCCACUAAACUCGGAUUGUAAAAAUAAUCCAGGUUCAUUUACAUGCAGUUGUGUAAAUGGCACAGUAUUAGAUGUUAGUAACGGUAACUGUAAAGUACCCGGUGAAUGUACAUCAGACGAUGAUUGUGCCGAUGCAACUAAAUGCGUCAAAGAUCAUUGUAUAGAUCCGUGCGAUGACUCACCGUGCGGUGAUAAUGCAAUAUGUGGUGUUGUUAAACAUCAACCAACUUGUGAAUGCCCACCUAACAGUCAAGGAGAUCCUUAUAAUAAAUGUACUAAGUUUGAGUGUACAAAAGAUGCAGAUUGUGCUUCUGAAGAAGCCUGUGUUAACAACAAAUGUAAAGAUUCUUGUAGUAUACCACGAGCAUGUGGCAGGAAUGCAGAUUGUUAUUCAAGAAAUCACAUUGGCCAUUGUACUUGUUCUUCGGGUUACACAGGAGAUCCAGUUCUUGGUUGUGUUCCACUUCAAUAUUGUGCUGAUGAUAGUAAAUGUUCUUCGGGCACGAAAUGUGUUGACAAUUUAUGCGUUGGUGUUUGCAAAAAUUCAAGAGAUUGUUUAGAUGGCCAAGUCUGUAUUCAAGACACAUGUCGAGUAACUUGUGCGACUAAUAAUACGUGUCCAGAAUCACAGUUUUGCCUUAAUAGUAUCUGCUCAAAAGAAAUUCAAUGCUUUUCCAAUGACAAUUGUAAUGAAGACGAACAAUGUGUUAUUAACAAUGAUGGAAUUGCACAGUGCGUCAACGUAUGUGAAAAUCAUCCCUGCGGAAGACAUGCUACAUGUCUAGGAAAAUCCCAUGAACCAACAUGUUUGUGCCAAAAAGAUUUCUUCGGCGAUCCUCUUCAAGGAUGUAAAAAGAGAGAAUGUACUAAAAAUUCAGAUUGCUCCGAUGAUAAAGUUUGCCAUGAAAAUAUGUGCAAAAUUGCUUGUUUGAUACACAAUGAUUGUGGAGAGAAUACUGUUUGUUCAUCUGAAAAGCAUACACAUACAUGUUAUUGUCAACCUGGAUUUACUGGCGAUCCUGUGAAAGGUUGCGCAGAAAUAAACUGGUGUGCUUCUAAUCCAUGUGGUAACGGAGCAGAAUGUCGGAAUACCAGAAAUCAAGCACAGUGUGUUUGUUCUACCGGAACAGUUGGAAAUGCAUAUGAAGAAGGAUGCCGUAAGGCUCCGGAGUGUAGAUUUAACAGAGAUUGUCCACCAGUAAGUCGGUGUACCGUUAUUGAUGGUACACGCAAAUGUACAGAUGCAUGCGACAGCGUAAAAUGUGGCCCUAACGCAGACUGUAUCGCUACCAGACAUACGGGUCAAUGCAAAUGUAAAAAUGGCUACGUAGGAAAUGGCGCAAGCGAAAAGGGUUGCCGUCUUCGCGAAGUUUCAUGUAGAAGUAAAACAGAUUGCGGCAAUGAUCAAUACUGUCAUAAAGGAUAUUGCAAAGGCCUGUGUUUGCUCGAUGAGGAAUGUAGAUCCAAUGAAAAAUGUAUAAAUGGACAAUGUUUAAAUCCCUGUCAAAUGGAGAAAACAUGUGGUCUUAAUGCAGUUUGCAGAACCGACAAUCAUAUAGUACAAUGUAGUUGUCCAAAUAGUUUUACCGGAAAUCAAGACGUCGAAUGUGUUCGAAUCCCAAGAUUGUGCGGCGCUGCUGAGGAGUGUGAUAAUGGAUUUAUGUGUCACAAUUCAAUGUGUGUCCCCCGAUGUAAAGGGGACGAAGAGUGUGCAUUGAAUGAAAGAUGUUCUAAAGGAGUCUGUCUAUUGACUUGUCGAGUUGAUAACGAUUGUUUCCUUGGGCACAUAUGUUUGGCAAACAAUUGUCAAUACGGUUGCAGACAUGAUGAAGAUUGUGGUCCUGAAGAAAUAUGCAAAAAUAACUAUUGCCAGAAUCCUUGUGCACAUGAUAACAAUCCUUGUGGUCCGAAUGCUUUAUGUUCUGUUGUGGAUAGAAAAGCUUCUUGUGCUUGCGUAGAUGGAUUAAUUCCAAACCCGACGCCUAACAUUGGUUGCGUCAGAACUCCUUCGGCAACUUGUCGCAUGCAUAAGGAUUGUAGUGCAGGAUGGCGAUGCGAAGACGAUCGUUGUCGACCGGCAUGUACAGUUGAUGGCUCAGAGUGCUUGCAAGGCGAACGAUGUGAUUCAGGAGUGUGUAGAUACGCUUGCACAUCAGAUGAGCACUGUACCGAUGAUGAAAUAUGUGAUGGUCGAUUAUGUGUAUUGGGAUGCAGAUCUAACUCUCAAUGUUCUAGUAACCUCGCCUGUAUAUCAGGCCAAUGCUUAGAUCCGUGUACCGAACCUGGUACGUGCGGCGCAAAUGCUUUAUGUGUAACUAAAGAGCAUCAACCAGUUUGCUCAUGUCCUCAGACAUUAUCAGGGGAUCCAAAAGCAGUAUGCAGAAGAUUAAGCUUACCUUGUGAUUCUGACAAAAACUGUCCAGACGGUCUCACUUGUUAUGGGGACACCUGUCAUCCCUCCUGUAGAAGUGACGGUGUUUGCUUAUCAAACGAAAAAUGCAUCAGAGGAAUUUGCAGGGUUGUAUGCAAUAGUGACGAUGGAUGCAAUGAUGGACAUAUAUGUGAGAACAGAAUAUGUAAGCAAGGUUGCCGCGAUGAAAGUGCCUGUAAUGAUGAUGAGGCAUGUAUAGGCGGUCAGUGUAAAAAUCCUUGUAAGGAUAGUAGAAGUUGUGGUAUUUGUGCUGAAUGCAAAGUUAUAAAUCAUCGUGCACAAUGUAGCUGCUCUAGUAAUUUUACAGGAAAUCCUUUAGUCGAAUGCAAAAAGAAAAAAAUUCUUUGUGACGGAUUAUGUCCCUGCGAUGAUAGUGGAUAUUGCAUUUCGCUUUGUGAAGACAAUUCUGAUUGCACUUGCAGUGAAAAAUGUUUCAAGGGUGGAUGUAGAUCAGUAUGUAAUAUUAGAAACAGGUGUCCAGAGAGACAAAUAUGCCUACAGGGUAUCUGUGUGCCUGGAUGUAAUAACGAUCGAGAUUGCGGUGACGAUAUGAUGUGCUCUUCGAAACAGUGCAUAUCAGUCUGUCGUGAGAAUUCCUGCGGCAAAAACGCACAGUGCAUAGCGACGCGACACAGAGCAAUUUGUAGUUGUGCCAGCGGAUUUUCGGGAGAUCCGUCAAAAGAAUGCAAAUCCUAUGAAUGUUUAAAGAACGCGGAUUGCGGUGCGGAUGAACAGUGCACCGCUGAGGGAAAAUGCAAGAACGUGUGUUUCGGCAACUGUGGCGUAAAUGCUAUAUGUCGUUCUGUGAAUAAAAUACCUCAGUGCUCCUGCCCUCCAAAUUAUGUAGGAAAUCCAAAAAUAGAAUGCUCCAAACCACCAGCAGGAAGCUGCUUACGUAACCCGUGUGGAGUUGAUGCCCGUUGCCGCGACCUCGACGAUGGCAGCUACGAGUGCACGUGCCCACCAGGCUGUGCUGGUAACCCGCAGCGACAAUGCUUCUGCGGAACCAUGGCACCGUGCGCCCGAAAGAGUUGCGGCGUUAAUGCCGAAUGUCGAAUAGGUUAUAACGGACAACCUCAUUGCUAUUGUCCUCGUAAUUACCCGAAUGGAGAUCCAAACAUAGAAUGUAUUCAGGAACGCAGUGUAGUUGAUUGUAGAACAACGGGAUGCGGAAUAAAUGGCGAAUGUCUAAGAGAAGGUGCUGAGUUUGUUUGUCGUUGCAUACCCGGCACGGAAGGACAAGCUGACAUCGAGUGUCACACCAGUAUCGAAUGCACGAGUGACAAGGAUUGCCCGGUAGACAAAGCGUGUUUGAGCUUACACUGCGUCGACCCCUGCACGAUACGAGGCGUGUGCGGUGAGGAUGCGCUCUGCGUGUCUGUCAUGCAUCGAGCCCAAUGUUCAUGUCCUCAAUGCUACGUCGGCCAACCGCGCCUCGCUUGCCGCCUCGACCCCACUUGUAAGCCGACAGCCGACAGCCUAAAUACGACUAUCACUUGUUCAGAAACCAAGCCAUGUCCACAAAAAUUGGCAUGCGAUACAAACACAAACCAAUGUCGUAAUCCUUGCUUGGAAUAUCAGGAUUGCAGACCAAAUCAGAAAUGUGAAGUAAGAAAUCAUCUGCCGGUUUGCGUAUGCCGUAAUGGUUUCGCGUUAAACGACAAAGGAGAACUUACAUGUGCACCUGAACACGCGGAAUGUACUAGAGACGAGCAAUGUCCAUCCAAUUCUGUUUGUCGCAAUACCAAAUGCGUAAAUCCAUGUUUAGCGUCUCGAGAACCAAUGUGUCCUCAAGGGAAACAGUGCGAAGUAGUAGAACAUCGAGUUAUGUGCGUGUGCGUUGAAGAAUGUCAUCCAUCCGUGUCGAUUUGCUUAAGAGACAAUGGAUGCCCACAUAACUUGGCUUGCAUAGAUUUUCAAUGUAAAGAUCCAUGUAAAGGUGCAUGUGGUGAUGCUCCAUGUUCGGUAGAAGAUCAUCACCCAGUUUGCAAGUUUUGUCCUAGUGGAUUUACUCACGACGAAAAGCAUGGCUGCAUUAAAGCUUUAGAAUGCGGAGCACACGAGCACUGCGCGGAGGGGCUGGCUUGCGUGAGCGGCCGAUGCGCGGACCCGUGCGCCCACGGCAGCCCCUGUACCUCCGGUCAGCGUUGUGCCGUCGUCAACCAUCAGCCUGUUUGCUCAAAGGUCUGCCAAUGCCAGACUGCAUCAGAUUGCGCAAGAUAUCCUAAUACGCGUUGUGAUGGAUGCGCCUGUGUUACAGAUACACCAACUACAAAUUGCGCGCACUGCCGGCCAGGUGUACCUUGCGAUCCAUUCUCGGGAGCCUGCAUGGAAAAUGAUCGCCCUAAAAAUGUCCCACUAAUACACUCCGACAUUACCACAACUGAUUUUACAUUGACAGAUUCAACUGUUGGACCAAUUCAAAAUACUGUAGUGACAUAUUCUGACUAUGACUCUUUCAAUACUAAGCAAACCACGACAGAUGAAAGUCAACCAAUAACAGAUUCCUAUACUUCACAAACUUUAAAAUAUUCCUUUGAUAUUGAUGAAGUAACUACUGAAUCAACUACUAAAAUUAUCGGUACUUCAUCAGAAUCAACACAUAGCGAUGAAAAUAUAGAUGUUUCGACUCUUAGAACUACCUUUGGUACUUACACGUUAAGUGGUGAGGGUGAAAAAAAUAAGACGAUAAAUUCACAAUACAAUAACACAGAACAAGAGAUAUCGGUUGCAACUACGGAACACGGGAGUCCUACGUAUGAUUACACCCUUCAUACAACACGGGCCAACGAAAUUACAAAAGAUACAUUAAGUGAAACAAUUAGCUCUACAACAGCUCAUGAACAAGAGCCACAGACGAUUUCUUAUACUGACAGUGAAAUAAUAAGUACAUUAACAACUGAGACACUCAAUACUAAUCUAAACGAUACAGUAAUCGAUGACAUAGAUGUUACAACACCGACAGUUUCUUCAUACACUGAAUAUAUCAACAAAUAUCAAUCAACUUUAGAUUCAGACGAACUAUUACAAGGCAGUAGUACAAUCCAUUCAGAGAGUACAGUAAAACCAAUGUCUUUGCGUACGGAAACAAAUGGAACAAGAAAACAAGCUGGUGAAAAACAUAAAACACCUGAAAAUCAGAGAAAGUUAAAUAAUAAUUAUACCGACGAUUCCUUCCAAAAACCCAUUGCUUCAACAAGUUUUAAUGAAGCAACGCCUACAUAUUUAAGUAAAACUACCAGUACUUAUAGUUCUGAUUCUAGCCUUAAAAUUACAACGGAACAACAUGUACUGACAUCAGAAUACACUAAAACAAGCCCAAGUAUACAUUUAACAAAUAUUACGAAAUCUCUAGAUGAUUUUGAAACCAGUUCUCCAAUUACAAUCAUAGCUAUGGACAAUAGCACAGUUACAACCCAGAUACCUUACGAACCUACAACUGUUCCGCCCAAGGAUGAAAAUAAAUCAACAUUGGUGAAAAAUAAUGAAUCUACAUCUUCGGAAAAUACGGACUUUGACAAUCUAGUAACGUUAACCCCAAAAGAAACUGAAUUUACUGAAUUACUAACAACUACUGCGGAUGAUAUAACAGCUACAACAUUUAUAGACACCGAAAAAAAGGUUACGGGGUCAAGCAUAAACUACUCCGAAACUACAAAAACGACUACUACACCUGUUACUGAAAGUGAUAGUUUUUAUAUGUCCUCUGAAACGGUACCAAAUUUAAAAAACACUGUUGAUGAUCAUAUAGACUUUACUCCAACAAUUACUGAGUUUACUAUCACGACUUCGCAAAAUGUUAAUAUGCAAAGUAAAAGUCAAGAAACAACUACACAAGCAUACACAUUCGAACCAACAAUAUCAACAGCGUAUAUUGAACAAACUACGUUCAAACAUGGAAAUGAGGAAAAAAGUACCAUAGCGGUAUCUACAGAGACGUUAAUUCCUACGCCGAAUAUUAAUGAAAUUAAUGAGAAUAAAGAGGAAUAUCCGACCACUUUGGGACUUGAUAAUAAAGCCACUAAUACUUUGGUGACAAACAUAAAUGAAGUCACUUAUAUGGAAACCAAAUCUGAGUUAGAUCAAAAAACUACACCAAGCUUCGACAUGAUUGAAAAGAAUAUCAUAGUAUCGUCUACAGAAAUAAUAAAUUCGACAACUACCAUUGUUUAUGAAAGCGAACAAUUUGGAACAAUACCGACGACAACUAAUUCUGAUAAUACUGAAAUUACUCAGCAAGUAACGGAUAGUCGAAACAAUAAAGUCAAUACACUUUAUGAUUAUGACAAAAGUGUAUCUAAGACUGACUUCACUUUUCCAAUAUCGGGAGAUACUACACCAUCUCCAUUAUUAAAUAAACUAACUGAUGAAACUAUAACUACUGAAUUACCUACUAAAGCAACCAUGGAAUUCGAGAGUACUGGAAAAAUACCAAAGGAAGACCAAUUUAAUACACCAACAGACUUCUCAGAUAUCCCCACUAGUCACCCAAAACAAGUACCCCUUCAUGAAACUACUUAUGAAUCUACUACACCUGCUCAUACACUUUACACAGAUACAGUUAAUAAUAAAGAAACAACAGUUUUUCGUACAAAUCCCUUAUAUAGUACUUUUAGAACAUUAGAAAAUACUGAAAUAACAGAAAGUUCCACUAGAGAGCCUAAUAACGACUUCGAAAAAACAUUAACACCCCCAAGCAAAGCUUUAAUCUCAGUGUUUGAUUACGUUACUCUCUCUACCGAAAUACCGUCUUCAACGUCAAUGGAACUUUUAACGACAACAGAUUCAACAGAGGGAGAAACGGCUGCAAAAUUAGAUGUUGAGAAAAGUUCUAAAACGACCUUAGGUACAUUUGAAAACAAUGAUAGUAUCACUGAGUUUUCAACACCGUCAUAUAUUACACCUGUUAAAGAAAGCUCGUCCUCAAACAUAUUAACAUCAAAUACCGAGACUACAACUAGUGUAUUUAUGCCGACAGAGAAUGUUUUUGAAAAAAUUACCGACGAAGUACUAUUAACAUCAACUACUAUUGAUUCAUCAACCGAUGAAAUGUAUCAUAAAAAUACAAAAUCAGGCGAAAUAACUGCUACUACUUUCAAUGAAUUCACAUAUGUUAACGACUUGCAAGAAACCACAAAUAAAAUUCAAACAUCGAUUAGUUCCACGCAAUCUUUGCCUUUUACAGACGAUCAAUCUAUAACAACGGGUAAUUAUGAAACUGCUUCACAGACUGCGUUUGCUACAAGUUUGGAAUUUAACAAAACAUAUUUAACUACAGUUGGGGUUCCUACAUCGUUUACAACUUCAGAUUUCGAUAGACUGCACGAUGAUAAGGCAAAUGAAACGAGAACAAAUACAACUUCUCUAAGUGACUUUUUAACUAAUACAGACUCAAGUAUUUUAAAAACAGAUAAAAAUUUGCCUACGGAUUCCUUCCAGCAAACGGAAAAUGAUUUCUUGACGUCAACUGAGGAAUUUACAACGGAUAAUACAAUAUUUACUCAAGGAUUUAAGGAAACAUCGAGUUCAAUGUACGAAGAUGUUUCGAGCACAUCGGCCUACGGCAUAUCGCAGGGUAGUAUCGAUGGCCAUUUGCUAGAAUCUACAACAUCCACAACGGUGAUAGCUACAGAUGAUAAAAGUACUUCAACAGACAAUGAACGAUUUAUGACCAUCAAUGUUGGAAUUGACAGUGGGGAUGAAAAAAUCUCAGAGGUAACGACUCCGAGAAAUUCGUUAGAAAGUACAACAAAUAUGUUUGUUACUGUUGACAGAGAAUUUGGUAAUGAAUUUAAUGUAAAUCAAGCUUCACCUGAAGAGAACAAGCAAACUACCUUUUUGCGAGAGGAUACUACUACUGUCACGCCAUUAGAAAAACAAAGUCAUUCAACUACAGACAGUGGAGUAGAGACAGAAUCAUCCCAAUAUUAUACACUAAAUUCAAUGGAUGUCGCAACACAAAUUACAGCAAGAAAUGCCAACAUAUCUACAACUAUCAACGUCGCCGAUAAUUUACUUACAAGAUCCACUUCUCCUUUAUCAUCUGAAUUUCAAACCGAAACUGUUUCACAUGAAAUAUUAAUAGAAAAAGAUAUUGCAUCUACGACUGAAAUAACUAACGAUAAAGAUACAUACUUAAGUGAAACGACCAAGUUGUCACCAACCGAAAACGAUUUCAAUGUUAAUGAAAUGUCUACAAUUGCUAACAACGAGAAACCAAAUAAAAAUGACAAACAGUAUGUAUCGACAACAGAGCCAACUUUCUAUGAUACAACAUCAAAAGACACUACACAUAAUAAACCUUUAUCUACCGAAAACUAUUUGUAUUUUGAGAAUACAGGAACAUUUAAAACAAAAACAGAAGACGUUACCGACACACCAACUACAAUAAAUCUAAGUACCUUCGUAUAUGAUAAGAAUAAUGCUGAAAAUUCAAAACAUAUUGGAAUGAGUUUUGAAUCGACUGUUGAAAAUAUCGCUACUUUGGCACCAGAAAAGGAUCACAAUAAAGUAGCAAGGCAAACUACUCCUACCGUACAUACUCAAACAUAUGGCAAUGGUCUAACAUCUGAUAAGUCAGAAAUAGAUAAAGAUGUUACACCAGCAAAAGAUCACAAGCAAAUUACUUUAAAUGGCAACUACUUAACUACAAGCCUUAAUGUUGAUCAAUUCACGGCUAAGGAUACCACAUUAUACGAAAUGGUAACUACACAAAGCAGUGACUCGGCGACUGAGACAAUUGAAACCCAAGCGACAACUGCAUCAUUUGAUCUGUCAAUUACAAAUACAGAACUCUCGCCAGUAACAUCAGCAGUACCACUUACAACACAGGAAAUGUUAACUAUAACAUCGGAACUUCUGUCUAUCACGUCUGGUAAUCAAGGUACAACAAAAGAGCUAUCGCAAACAGAAAUGUCAUACACUAUUUCAGACACCCCACCUCCAACUUCAGAACUGCCAAUUACAACAUCAGAACUUCAAAGUACAACUUCAAAUUUGCCGAAUACGAUAUCAAAUGUAAUAAACGAUACAUUAUCAGAACUACUGCCAUCAACAACAUUACCAAUAAUAACAUCAGAACUGCCAAUUACGACAUCAGAACUUUCACCUAUAACAUCAGAAUUUCAAACGACAACAUCAGAUCUGCCGAAUACAAUAUCAGAACUAUCAGUUACAAUGUCAGAACUCCCGAUUCCUACAUCGAGAUUGUCGAAUACAACACCAAAACUACAUCCUACAAUAUCAGAUCUACAGAAAACAGAAUUAUCGAGCACAAUACCAGAACUUACGACAUCGACAUUGGAUCAUCCAUCAACAAUAUCAGAACUUGCAACUGAAAAUUCAAAACAACCAAGUAUGACAUCAGAACACGUCACGGUAAGGUCAGAACAACCAAGUACAACAUCUGAAUUCGCACCGGCAACAUCGGUACAACCAAGUACAACACUAGAACUCGCGACCAAAACAUCGGAACAAUCAAAUACAAUAUCAGAACUCAUGUCAGCAACAUCAGAGCAGCCAAGUACAACAUCUGAAUUAGCAUCAGAAACAUCGGGACAAUCAAGUACAAUAUCUGAACUCGCGACGGCAACAUCGGAACAACCAAGUUCAACAUCUGAAUUCGCACCGGCAAUAUCGGUACCAUCAAGUACAAUAUCGGAACUUGCAACGGCAACAUCGGAACAAUCAAAUACAAUGUCAGAAUUCAUGUCGCCAACUCCAGAGCAACCAAGUACAACAUCUGAAUUAGCAAUAGAAACAAAGGGACAAUCAAGUACAAAAUCGGAAAUUGCGACGGCAACAUCAGAACAACCAAGUACAACAUUUGAAAUCGCACCGGCAACAUCGGUACUAAUAAGUACAAUAUCGGAACUCGGAACGGCAACAUCGGAACAACCAAAUACAAUACCAGAAUACGCCUCUACAAUAUCGGAACAACCAAGUACCUCAACAGAAUUCGAAUCUUCAACAACUGAAACUUACACUACAACGUUGGAAUUCCAGUCACACCAAAAAACUACAGAACCGCCCUUAACUACACCAGAGUCUCCCACAACACGUUUAUUAAAUGAAUAUCCUUCCACUCUAUCUCUUGAUAUAAAUACGUCAAUUGAAAAUUUAUCAUCACGUAGGAAAGACUUAGAUAUUCCCGCUUGGACCGACUCGACAAUGUAUAGUGAACAAACUUCAACAGAAACGACUAGUAUUUCUGACACGACUGACUUAACAUCUAACCCCCAAUGUAAAAUAAACACACAUUGUAUGACACACGAAAUGUGCUUGAACGGAGUAUGUCAAAACCCGUGCGAAGUGACGCCGAGACCGUGUACAGUGAACACUGCCUGUAAAGUUGUCAACCACGCAGCUGUUUGUAUAUGCGAUGAAGCCGCUGGAGACUUCUGUGCCAGAGCACCACCGGGGACACCAAAAACACCGGAGCCAUGUCAUUCGGAUCGUGACUGUAUAGAAUCGGAAGCCUGUUUUAUGGGAUGGUGCCAAAAUCCUUGUGAAUUUGAGAAAUGUGGCGUCGGUGCUAACUGCCAGACAAUAAAACAGAGGCCGAUGUGUUCUUGUCCAUCCGGAUUCGACGGAGAUCCUUCCGUUAAAUGUUCGCCUAAAAUAUUUGGUUGCACUCGCAAUGAAGACUGUUCUUUGACCGAGGCCUGUAUAAAUAACGCAUGUCAACACCCAUGUGCUAUACAUAAUCCCUGUGCACCUAACGCAGUCUGUAUAAACACAAACCACGGCUCCGAUUGCAGCUGCAUUGAAGGAUUCCAGGGCAAUGGAUAUGUUGGAUGUGUACCAGUACGUAAUCCUUCACAAUCAGUGUGUCAGUACAAUGAAGACUGUCCUCCAGAAUUGCUUUGCGAUAGAAUGAAUAGAGUUUGUAUAAAUCCCUGCGCUAUUAACAAAUGCGGUGACAAUGCCGAAUGUAUCCCGGAAAAUCACGGCGCACAGUGUCGAUGUGGAGCCGGCUACACAGGAAACCCCUUUUUAGAAUGCUAUAAAGUACAAGGAUGUCGUUCUGACAAUGAAUGCUUGAACUCCGAGGCGUGUAUUAACGGAAACUGUGGUUCUCCGUGUAAAUGUGGAGUAAACGCAGUGUGUGACGUCUUGAACCAUCGUGCGUCAUGCAAAUGCUUACCGGGAUACACCGGUAAUCCAGUUUUAGGCUGUGAACCACCAUUGAAUCCCUGUAUUCCUAACCCUUGUGGUAUAAAUGCAUUAUGUGAAAGUGACAAUGGCAAUCCUAUUUGUUUCUGUCCCAAAGGGUUGACUGGUAAUCCUUUCAAAAAUUGCAUACCUGAAGGAAAUGAAUGUGAACCUAAUCCCUGUGGUCCUAAUACUGGAUGUCGGCUGAUAGAUAGCAAACCAGCAUGCUUCUGUUUACCCAAUUACGAGGGCAAUCCUCCACGACAGCCGUGUAAACUCCCACAAAAUCCUUGCAAUCCAUCACCGUGUGGACCUAACACGCAAUGUACGGUUCUAGCGAAUGGAUUCUCUAAAUGUACUUGUUUACCAGGAUAUGUAGAAAGCCCAAAUACAGUAAGGGGAUGUAUCGAAGCGAGAAAUCCGUGCGAACCGAACAUGUGCGGCGAAGGCGCCCGAUGCGAUCCUAACAGAGUACCCGUUUGUUAUUGCCCAGAAAAUACAGUUGGUAAUCCAUAUAAAUCAUGUAAUCCUUAUAUCCAUUCGAAUAUUCUUUGUCAACCGGGACCUUGUGGAGAAAACGCAGAAUGCUACGUUGCUACAAAUCGGGAAAUGUGUUUCUGUAAAACUGGUUAUACUGGAGAUCCGUACAUCGGCUGCGAGCCUCAGAGGAGUCAAUGUAUACCGAACCCUUGUGGCCCUCGUGGUAUUUGUAGCACUAACUAUGAUGGCCAGGUCCUGUGUACUUGCGCUCCAGGAAGUACAGGAAAUCCCUACGGUUUGGAUGGCUGCGUGUCUCUUGAAUGUGAGGUCGAUGACGAGUGCGCGCCAAAUAAAGCUUGUAUUGGCUUCUCUUGCCACGAUCCAUGCCCUGGCGUAUGUGGAUUAAAUGCUAAAUGUCAUGUUGAAGGACAUCGUCCCGUUUGUAUUUGCGAAGAAGGCCUCAUUGGUAAUCCGCUAAUAUGUUGUUUACCACCCGAAGAUCAAAAGUCAUUCCAACCAUGUGACAGAGUACAGUGUGGAUUAAAUGCAAUUUGCCAAAAUGUCGGAGAUAAAGCUUUAUGCUCGUGUCCUCCCGAUUUAAUCGGUGACCCGACUGUCGAAUGCAAACCCGAAUGCUUAAUGAAUUCCGAUUGUCCAUCUCAUGAAGCAUGUCUUAAUCAAAGAUGCGUAGACCCAUGUACUUUCAAAAAUGUUUGCGGCAUGAACGCAUCAUGUGUAUGCACAGACCACACUGUAUCUUGCGUUUGCCCGGAUGGCUACAUCGGUGAUCCGAACAUACAAUGCGUCUAUCGCCCUAUUGUCAUUUCUCAAGAUAACACUACACUUACACCAUGUUCACCGAAUCCCUGCGAUUCAAAUGCAGUGUGUGAUCCAUACGGUGACCAGAUCGCAAUCUGUGUCCCAUGUGUGGGAUCUCAUGAUUUAAGCAAUCCAGCGUGUAGACCAGAAUGUGUCCUCAGUUCCGACUGCCAAUUUAACAAGGCUUGUUUGAGAAAUAAAUGUGUCGACCCAUGUCCUGGAUCAUGCGGCGUAAAUGCUGAUUGUUUCGUAUACCAUCACGAUCCUGUUUGCCGAUGUAGAGACGGUUUCGCAGGAAACCCGUAUGAACAUUGCAUAUCAACUACUAAUCCAACAGUACAUGAAACCUGUGAUCACAUUCGAUGCGGUGAUAACGCCAUAUGUCAAGAUUCAAAUGGCCUUCUCAGUUGUCAAUGUUUGCCAAACUUUUUUGGUAACCCUUAUCUGUCUUGCCGACCUGAAUGUGCAAUUAACAGCGAUUGUCCGACAAACGCGGCAUGUUUGAAUAACAAAUGUAAAUCACCUUGUAAGGACGUUUGUGGCACUGGCGCACUGUGUGAAACUAUCAACCACCAUGCCGUAUGUUACUGUCCACAGGGCCACACUGGUGAUCCGUAUGUUAGAUGUCAAAUUCCCGUAUCUGUGUCACCGCCAUUAUCUGUCUGUGAUCCUUCACCUUGUGGUCCAUAUAGUCGUUGUUUUGUGUCGCCAACUGGUUCCGCGGUGUGCUCAUGUUUACCCGGCCACGUCGGAAUGCCUCCAAUGUGUCAGCCAGAGUGCGUCGGAAAUUCCGAUUGUUCACAAGAAUUGACUUGUGUUAAUCAAAAAUGUAUCAAUCCUUGUCAGGGCAGCUGUGGUGUAGGCGCCACUUGUUUUGUAAUUAACCAUAAUCCACUAUGCACUUGUGACUCAGGAAAAACGGGAGAUCCAUUCCUUGCAUGUGGUGAUAUCAGUGAAGGCAAAACACCAUCAAAACCACCUCCAGGCGAUAAUCCUUGCUUACCUUCGCCUUGUGGGCCCAACUCUGUUUGCGAGAUAAAAUCCAAUCAUCCAGUUUGUUCAUGCCAGCCCAACUACUCUGGAACCCCGCCAUACUGUAGACCAGAAUGCAUAAUAAGCCAGGAAUGUCCAUCGAACCAAGCUUGUAUCAACGAAAAAUGUGUGGAUCCAUGCAAAAAUGCAUGCGGUAGUAAUGCUAAAUGCGACGUUGUAAAUCAUACACCACUGUGUAGUUGCUUAGAAGGCUUUAAGGGAGACGCCUUUAUUGGAUGUGUAACUGUACCAAAAGAAGAUGUAACACCAUGCAAUCCAUCACCUUGCGGAGAAAACACCUUAUGCACAGUGGUCGGAAAUACAGCUCGGUGCUCAUGCAUACCACCUAAUAUUGGAAAUCCUUAUGCGGGAGGCUGUCGACCAGAGUGUUCUAGAAAUUCCGAUUGUCCUAAUAACCUGGCGUGUCUGUCGAACCAUUGCCGAGAUCCUUGCAAGGAUUUAUGCGGAGUGAACACGGAGUGUUCUGUCACUAACCACGUUCCUGUGUGUACAUGCUUUAAAGGAUAUGAAGGCGAUCCAUUUUCUUCAUGUCGCCAAAUCGCUAAAACACCAGCGCCUUUAAAUCCGUGCCAACCGUCGCCGUGUGGUCCGAACAGCGAGUGUCACGUUGUGGGCGAGCGCGCGGCGUGUUCGUGCCGCGCCGGCUACCUGGGCACACCGCCCGCCUGCCGGCCCGAGUGCGCUGUUAGCUCCGACUGCCCCAUGGAGAGAGCUUGCAUCAACCACAAGUGCCAAGACCCGUGUGUCCACAGCUGCGGACUCGACGCCCGGUGUCAUGUCGUCGGACAUAAUCCAAUUUGUACUUGUCCCGAACAUUCCCCAGAAGGCGAUCCCUUUAUUCGAUGCUACAGGAAAAAUAUAACGAUGGCGCCACCUGAUCCAUGCUUGGCAUCGCCGUGCGGACCACACUCAACGUGCCGCAACGAGGCGGGCCGCGCGGUAUGCGCCUGCGAGGCCGGCACACUCGGUGCACCCCCGUCCUGUCGCCCGCAAUGUGUCAUAAACCAAGACUGCCCUCUCGCGCUCACCUGCCUUGGUGGCAAUUGUGUAAACCCUUGUGUCGGAUCGUGCGGCUUUAACGCUCGUUGCAGUGUACAAAACCACCAACCGAUCUGUUCCUGCGACGAGGGCUACUCGGGUGAUCCUUUCGCCGGUUGCAAUCAAAUCGAAAUCUCAAAAGAAUUGCCUCGUCAUCCUUGCAACCCGUCGCCUUGUGGACCUAAUGCGAUGUGUCGAGAAAAGAAUGGUGCUGGUUCAUGUACUUGUAUAGACGAUUUCCAUGGAGAUCCCUACUUAGGCUGUCGCCCAGAGUGUGUUAUGAACACUGACUGCGCUGUAGACACAUCCUGCUUCAAUAAUAAAUGUGUAGAUCCUUGCCCUGGAACUUGUGGGCAAAACGCUGUAUGUCGGGUUUCCAAUCAUGCACCUUCUUGUUACUGCUUACCUGGAUACAGUGGAAACCCUCUUCAUGCAUGUAUGCCUGUUACGACUUUCCCGGAAACGAUUGACCCUUGUCACCCUACACCUUGCGGACCUUAUAGUAAAUGUCGUACUUUUAACGGACACGCCGUUUGCACGUGUCUCGACAUAUGUGUCGGUGCACCGCCUAAUUGUCGGCCCGAAUGUAUCGUUAGUUCCGAUUGCCGACCGAAUAAGGCAUGCAUUAAGCAAAAAUGCCAAAAUCCUUGCGAGGGAAUGUGUGGACUUAAUGCAUUAUGUCAAGUUGUUAAUCAUAAUCCGAUAUGUUCGUGUCAAAAGGACUAUACCGGUGAUCCUUUCGUUCAUUGCUACUACGAAGAAAAACAAAUGAUACCCAUUGACAACUGUUCGCCAAAUCCUUGUGGGCCACAUUCACAAUGUAGAGACCAAAACGGAGUACCAGUUUGCUCUUGUCUAUCUAAUUAUGUAGGUCGACCUCCAAAUUGUAGACCCGAAUGUGUUAUUAGUGUCGAAUGUCCCGGAAAUUUAGCUUGUCUGUCAGAAAAAUGUAGUGAUCCAUGCCCAGGAUCUUGUGGUAAUCACGCUACAUGUGUAGUAAUUAAGCACGUCCCUAUAUGUACUUGUGAACACGGAUACACAGGAGAUCCAUUCGGAGGAUGUUCUCCAAUAUUACCGAUUGAAAUUCAACCGGAGAACCCAUGCUCAAGGUCUCCUUGUGGAACUAACGCAGUUUGUAAAGAAAGGAAUGGUGCGGGAUCGUGUUCCUGUCUUCCUGAAUAUUACGGAGAUCCCUAUGUGGAAUGCAGACCAGAAUGCGUUUUAAAUUCUGAUUGUCCAAAGAUCAAAGCUUGUGUUAAUAAUAAAUGCAAAGAUCCAUGCCCCGGGGUCUGUGGAAUGAAUGCCGAAUGUAAAGUAUACAACCACGCACCUUCUUGCGCGUGCUUACCAGGAUAUGAAGGAAAUCCAUUUACAUCUUGUUACCCAAGCGUUGACCACACAGUUGAUCCGUGUUCGCCCUCUCCAUGUGGGCCAUACAGUUUAUGUCGGGUAAACAGCGGUUACGCAGUAUGCUCGUGCCAGGAAGAUUACUAUGGUUCGCCACCUUUAUGUCGGCCCGAGUGUAUGGUCAGUAGCGAUUGUAUGCCAAAUAAGGCGUGCGUUAACCAAAAGUGUAUAGACCCCUGCAAUGGAGCGUGCGGCAAUAAUGCUAAGUGCAUGGUUGUGAACCAUAAUGCACUCUGUAGUUGUCCACAAAACUAUAUCGGUGAUCCAUUCGUCCAAUGUACCUAUGAUAAACGACCAGAACCAAAACCAUCAGGAAAUCCUUGCAUACCAUCACCGUGCGGACCUAAUUCUCAAUGUCGUGUAGUGGGCGAAACGCCAGCAUGCUCGUGUUUGAACGGCUACAUAGGGCGCGCUCCGAACUGCCGCCCUGAAUGUAUUUACGAUGAAGAAUGUCCAAGUAACCUGGCCUGUAUUCGUGAAAAGUGUAUGAGUCCAUGCGAAGGCUCCUGUGGAUCAAAUGCUGAAUGUGUAGUUAUUUCGCAUAAAGCAGUUUGUCAUUGUCGUGAAAGUUAUACCGGGGAUCCAUUUAAUGGUUGUUAUUUUGUAGUCGCAAUAGAAAACGAGGAAGAGGCAAAUCCAUGUAAUCCAUCUCCAUGUGGACCGAACGCAUUAUGCAAGGAAAAGAAUUCUGCCGGUUCAUGUAUUUGCCAGCCGGGAUAUCACGGAGACCCAUAUUUAGGAUGUCGGCCAGAAUGUGUCACUAACAAUGACUGUUCAGCUAACAGAGCGUGCGCAAAUAACAAAUGCGUAGAUCCUUGCCAAGGAGCGUGUGGAAUGAAUGCGCAAUGUCAUGUAGCUCAUCAUAAGCCUGUGUGCUUGUGUAUUAGUGGGUUUGAAGGAAAUCCGGUUGUUUCGUGCCAUCCUCAAAGAAGUCCUACUUUGGCUGACGAAAAUCCCUGCGUACCGACACCUUGUGGUCCGUACAGUCUCUGCAAAGUAAUAGAUAAUCACGGAGUAUGCUCUUGUCAAGAAGGCUAUGUAGGUUCACCGCCAACAUGUAGGCCGGAAUGCGUCACUAGUACGGACUGCCCGCAGCAUCAAGCGUGUAUGCAACAGAAAUGCAAGGAUCCAUGUCCGGGAACAUGUGGAGUUAAUGCGCGAUGCCAAGUUAUAAAUCACAAUCCUAUCUGUACAUGUAAAUCAGGAUUCACUGGUGAUCCUUUCGUUACUUGUCAGUUAGAGAAAAAACCUAUCUUUACGGGACCUAAAGGAAACCCUUGUCUACCUUCACCAUGCGGUCCAUACUCUCAGUGUAAAGUAACCGACGAUGCGCCUGCAUGUUCUUGCUUACCGAAUUAUGUUGGUAUUGCACCUAAUUGUAGACCUGAAUGUUCUAUCAAUGCCGAAUGCCCUGGUAAUCUUGCAUGCCAAAAUGAAAAAUGUGUAGAUCCAUGUCCGGGUUCAUGCGGUUUCAAUGCAGAAUGCUCUGUCGCCAAUCAUGUAGCCUUGUGCAAUUGUGUACCUGGACAUACAGGUGAUCCAUUCAGUGGAUGCUCCGUUAUAGAACAUAUUCCUGAACCGCCACCAAAUCCCUGUAAUCCUUCUCCGUGUGGCGCGAAUGCGAUUUGUAAAGAAAGAAAUGGAAUCGGUGCAUGUUCGUGCCUACCUGAAUAUUUUGGCGAUCCAUACACCGGAUGUCGACCAGAAUGUGUAUCAAACUCUGACUGCGACCGCAACAAGGCUUGCACUAACAACAGAUGCAAGGAUCCGUGCCCCGGUACUUGUGGUAUUAAUGCAGAAUGUAGGACCGUUAACCAUUCUCCAACGUGCACUUGCCUAAACGGGUAUACUGGGAAUCCGUUAGUAAAAUGCGAAAUGAACAAUGUCGAAAUGCCUCAAAUAGAUCCUUGUCAGCCAUCACCUUGUGGACCCAACAGCUUAUGUCGCGCCAUCAAUGGGCAUAGCGUUUGCACUUGCGAUAUUGGUUAUAUUGGCACCCCACCAUCUUGUCGUCCCGAAUGUAUUGUUAGUUCAGAAUGUCCUCAAGACAAGGCUUGCGUGAACAAAAAGUGCACAGACCCUUGCCCGAACACUUGUGGACUUAACGCUCGGUGCCAAGUCAUUACUCAUAAUCCUAUAUGUAGCUGCAUAACAGGUUACACUGGGGACCCAUUCACCGAAUGUGUUGAAGAGCCUAGACAAAUCGACCAUGUCAAUCCUUGCGUUCCCUCACCUUGUGGACCAAACUCAGAGUGUCGAGUUAUAAGUGAUCAAGCGGCCUGCUCUUGCUUACCAAACUACAUUGGAAGGGUACCAAAUUGCAGACCUGAAUGCACUAUAGAUGCAGAAUGCCCCAGUAACACGGCUUGUAUUAAUGAACGUUGCAAGGACCCUUGUCAAGGAGCAUGUGGCCGAAAUGCUCUUUGUUUGACUGUUAAUCAUAAACCAAUCUGUAGUUGUCAACAAGGAUAUACAGGAGACGCUAUCAAUACUUGUGUACAAAUUAUCGUAACUACAACGGAAAGAACAAGUCCUUGCACUCCCUCACCAUGUGGUCCAAACGCUGAGUGCCGUGAACACAACGAAGCCGGAGCAUGUUUUUGUUCCGAAGGCUACGAGGGUGACCCGUACAGUCCAUCCGGAUGCAGAAGGGAAUGCGAAAGUAAUGACGACUGUCCGUUAAACUUAGCCUGCACGAGAUUCAAAUGUAUUGACCCCUGUCCGAAAACGUGCGGUCAAUUGGCAGAGUGUACUGUAGAAAAACAUGUACCGGUUUGCACUUGUCCAUCCGAUCAUACUGGAGAUCCAUUCUUCCGAUGCCUUAGGAUAGUAACUGAACCUCCACCGCUAAAUCCUUGUGAGCCAACUCCUUGUGGACCAAACAGUCAAUGUAGACAAGUUAAUAUGCAAGCAGUUUGCUCAUGUCUUCCCAAUUACAUUGGAUCACCACCAUCAUGCAGACCACAAUGCGUGGUCAAUAGUGAAUGUGAUACGUCUAAAGCUUGCAUAAAUCAAAAAUGUGACGAUCCUUGUCCAAAUACGUGUGGAUUAAAGGCUCACUGUCUUGUCAAAAAUCAUAAUCCAAUAUGCACAUGUCCGGCAGGCAUGACUGGAGAUCCAUUUACCGUUUGCUACAAUAUUCCACCAACAACUGAAAGACCAUCUUGUACCCCAUCUCCGUGCGGACCACACUCGCGCUGUCAAUUAUUAGCAAGCGGACCGGCGUGCUCUUGCUUACCAGGUUAUGUGGGUUCUCCCCCAACUUGCCGUCCUGAGUGUACAAUCAACUCGGAAUGCCCAGCAUCGUUAGCAUGUGUGCGACAGAAAUGUGAAGACCCCUGUCCAGGUUCGUGUGGAGUGGAAGCAAAUUGUCACGUGUUGAACCAUGUCGCAGUAUGCGUUUGUAACGAAGGAUUUACAGGUGAUCCAUUCACAAGAUGCACACCUAUAAUUGAAGCACCAACAACAACUAGUCCUUCGGAUCCUUGUAAUCCAUCUCCUUGUGGACCUAACGCUCAUUGUGAUAAUGGAUUCUGUACAUGCAUACAAGAUUACAGCGGCAAUCCAUACGAGUCAUGCCGUCCAGAGUGUACUGGAAGUCAAGAGUGCCCUAGAGAUAAAGCCUGUUUCAGAAACAAGUGUAGAGAUCCAUGUCCUGGAGUGUGUGGGCAGAAUGCGAAAUGUGACGUUAUCAAUCAUAUACCAACCUGUUCUUGCAUUAGUGGACAUACUGGAAAUCCAUUUACACACUGCCAACCAGCAAAUCCUAUUGAACACGAUGAAAAUCCAUGCCAACCGUCGCCUUGUGGACCAAACAGUAUAUGCAGAAUAAAUGAUAACACAGCGGUUUGUGCUUGUGUAGAAGGUUUCCAAGGAUCACCACCAGCCUGUAGGCCAGAAUGUGUUGUUAGCUCUGAAUGUCCAGCCACCAAAGCUUGCGUUAAUCAAAAGUGUAUUAACCCUUGUAUUAAUGCCUGCGGUAUCUCCGCUCGUUGCGAAGUAAUUAAUCACAGUCCAAUAUGCAGUUGUAAUCCUGGCCAAACCGGAGAUCCAUUCAAGAGUUGUUAUGAUGAAAUGGUACCGACAAAACCCGUAGACGCUUGCAAUCCAUCACCGUGUGGACCUAAUUCACUAUGCGUCGAACGUAACGGCAAGGCUAAUUGCAGAUGCGUAGAAGACUACGUUGGACAGCCUCCAAAUUGUCGACCAGAGUGUGUUAUCAACCCAGAUUGCCCAUCAAAUCAAGCAUGCGUGAGAAAUAAAUGUAUCGACCCCUGCCCAGGAUCAUGUGGUGUUGACGCAGACUGUAUUAUAGUCAGCCACACAGUCUCGUGCACAUGUAGAGAAAAGUAUACAGGAAAUCCUUUCUUACAAUGUGUGCCUCAAAAUGAAGCUGUUGAAAAGCCAUGUGAUCCAUCACCGUGUGGCGCAAAUGCGAUUUGCACUCAAAGGGACACCGCUGGUGCAUGUUCUUGUUUAGAUGGAUUUUAUGGAAACCCCUACGAUGGCUGUCGCCCAGAGUGCGUUCUUAGUUCUGAUUGUUCUGCUGAUAAGGCCUGCAUUAAAAAUAAAUGCACAGACCCUUGCCCUGGUAUUUGUGGAUCCAAUGCCGAAUGUGCUGUAAUUAAUCACGUUCCAUCGUGUGCUUGUAUAAAGGGUUACUCUGGUAAUCCAUUCGUGCAAUGCAGUCCCCACAAACCGACACAAGAAAUCAGACCCUGUGAUCCCUCACCUUGUGGACCCAAUAGUAUAUGUCGUGAAAACGGUGAACUUGCGUCUUGCGAAUGUCUUCCUGAAUAUCGAGGGGCUCCUCCUGAUUGCCGACCAGAAUGCACAGUGAGCAGUGAAUGUCCAUCUGAUCGCGCAUGUCAUAAACUUAAGUGUGCGGACCCAUGCAGAGGAACUUGUGGCAUUGGCGCUCAUUGUCAAGUUAUAAAUCACAGUCCACUAUGCAGCUGUCCAGCCGGUACUAGCGGGGAUCCAUUUAGCAAGUGCUUAGAAAUAGAGAAAAGCGUGGUAGAGAAAGAUCAACCAUGUAAACCAAAUACAUGCGGUCCAUAUAGCGAGUGUCGGCCGGUUAACGAUCAACCUUCAUGUUCCUGCUUAUUUGGUUAUUUAGGCGCUCCCCCAAAUUGUCAUCCGGAAUGCCUGGUCAAUACAGAUUGUCCAUCACAAUUAGCUUGCAUAGCAGAGAAAUGCACCAAUCCUUGCGAAGGUUCCUGUGGGUACCGAGCGGAAUGUCGCGUUCACGAUCACAUCCCGAUUUGCAGCUGCCCCACGGGCUACUCUGGCGAUACUUUCAUUCAGUGUGCAGAAGUUAAAAUUGAAGAACUACCACCAGAAAACCCAUGCAACCCAUCACCAUGUGGAAGCAACUCACUGUGUGAAGAUGGAGUUUGCACAUGUGCCCCCGGUUACUUCGGGGAUCCGUAUCAGGGCUGCAGACUGGAGUGCAGUACCAACGGCGAAUGUUCACCUACCCGCUCUUGCCAAGGAGGAAAAUGUGUAGACCCGUGUCCCGGUGCUUGUGGAACGAAUGCUGUCUGUUCUGUGAAUAACCAUAUACCAUCAUGUUCAUGCCCGCCUAGUAUGUCUGGUGAUCCAUUUUCGUUCUGCACUGAAGUAGCUCAACCAGCAACACCUUGUUCACCGUCGCCUUGCGGACCAUACAGUGAAUGCACAGUGAGCAAUACCGGUGUCGCAGCAUGCUCGUGCCGAGCCGGCCACGUUGGUUCCCCGCCGUCUUGCCGGCCAGAAUGCCUGGUCAGCUCAGACUGCAAACUACAGCUAGCCUGUAUAGACCGCCGGUGCCGCGACCCCUGUGAGGGCGCCUGUGGCCGCGGAGCACGAUGCCAAGUUAUCGCACAUUCGCCCAUAUGUACUUGCAAUGACGGAUACACUGGAGAUCCAUUUACUUAUUGUUACCCAGAACCAUCUGUACCGUCUGGGCCCAUCGAUCCUUGUCAGCCAUCGCCAUGCGGACCGAAUUCGAUUUGUGUAAGUUCAGGAGAAAUGCCGGCGUGCAGUUGCCAGCCUAGUUUCAUUGGAACACCUCCAAACUGUAGGCCUGAGUGUACUAUAAGCGCAGAGUGUCCUGCCGCUCUCGCUUGUGUCGCACAACGGUGCAAAGACCCGUGCAUUCAGGCGUGUGGGCCCCGCGCUAUUUGCUCAGUAAUCGACCAUCGCGCGACUUGUGCCUGCGAGUCUGGCCUAGAAGGAAACCCAUUCCAGGGUUGUUCACAACCUAAAGCUCCACCAAAAACUGAAUACUUAAACCCAUGCGAUCCUUCGCCGUGCGGUCCGAAUGCUGAGUGCAGAGUACAAGAUAAUGCUGGAUCGUGCACGUGCAUACCUGAUUAUUUUGGUGAUCCGUACCAAGGAUGUAGACCGGAAUGUUUAGCAGAUUCAGAUUGUCCUCUGACAUCAGCUUGUAAUAAAAAUAAAUGUACGGAUCCAUGUCCAGGAGUGUGUGGACAAAAUGCAGACUGCUAUGUUACAAAUCACAAGCCCUUGUGCAAUUGUAGGACUGGAUACACUGGUAAUCCUCUUUCUAUGUGUACUCCUGUACCCGAGAGAGAUAUGUCAAUAACUGAUGUUUGCAAUCCAACCCCCUGUGGCGCUAACGCAAUGUGUAGGAAUAUAAAUAAUCAGCCAGUUUGUUCUUGCUUACCAAAUUACAUUGGAUCCCCACCAAAUUGCAAACCAGAAUGUGUAGUGAACUCCGAAUGCAAGCCAAACAAAGCUUGCAUCAAUCACAAAUGUACCAAUCCAUGUCCGGCUCCGUGCGGUCAAAAUACUGAAUGUAAAGUCAUAAAUCACAGUCCAGUAUGCUCUUGUGAAAGAGGGUAUUCCGGAGACCCUUUUACAAUUUGUAGUUUAGUUCUACAAACUGCUCCCAGUGUCUCCGCACCAUUAGACCCAUGCUUGCCCUCUCCUUGCGGUCUGUAUGCGAAUUGUCAGAACAACAAUGGAUUGCCAUCUUGCUCAUGCUUGCCAUCAUAUACUGGCUCUCCACCAUACUGUAAACCAGAAUGUGUCGUUCAUUCGGACUGUGCCAGUAAUUUAGCAUGCGUUGCGGAAAAAUGUAGAAAUCCAUGCGAGGGUUCAUGCGGAAUAUACGCUAAAUGUUUCGUCAAUAAUCAUAUCCCAGUGUGUCUAUGCCCCGAUGGAUUUAUGGGUGAUCCAUUUAGGGAAUGCAGGCCGAAACCACUUGAAGAUACCACACACCCUACAGUAAGAGAUCCAUGUCGUCCAAGCCCAUGUGGUUCGAACACUAUUUGCAGUAAUGGAGUUUGUUCCUGCGAAGAAGGUUAUCAUGGCGACCCAUACUUUGGCUGCCGACCUGAAUGCGUUUAUAAUUCUGACUGUCCACAAGAUAAAGGGUGUCAACGUAACAAAUGUGUGAAUCCCUGUACGGAUACUUGCGCUCCAAAUGCAAUCUGCGACGUUAUAAAUCACAUACCCAUGUGUUCUUGUCCAAAGGGAAUGAGUGGAAAUGCUUUCGUAGAAUGUAGACCAACACUUGUUGUUUCCCUAAACCCUUGCAACCCAUCACCGUGUGGACCUAAUAGCCAGUGCCAUCAAUCAAAUGGGCAAGCGGUGUGUUCUUGUAUACCAGGAUAUAAGGGUAGUCCACCGACGUGUAGACCAGAAUGUGUCGUGAGUCUCGAGUGUCCCCUGAAAGAAGCCUGUAAUAAUCAGAAAUGUGUCAAUCCUUGUAUCGGUGCGUGUGGAGCUGCAGCAGUGUGUGAUGUCAUCAACCACAAUCCAAUUUGCACGUGCCCACCAUCAUUCACUGGAGAUCCGUUCAUAAAAUGUACAAUUAUCGUUGAUACACCCGUCAGAGUAGACCCAUGUGAGCCUUCGCCAUGUGGGCCGAAUUCGAUAUGCAGAAUAAGUGGUGACAGCCCAAUAUGUGCAUGCAUGCCAAACUACAAGGGAUCACCUCCUAACUGCCGACCCGAAUGCGUUAGCAACAGUGAAUGUGAUAACCAUUUGGCAUGUGUAAAUCAAAAAUGUAACGACCCAUGUGUAGGAAGCUGCGGACCGAAUGCGGAAUGCAGAGUUGUCAGUCAUUCCCCGAUGUGCAUAUGUCAACAAGGCUACACCGGAGAUCCAUUUUCAUACUGUAACCUAAUGCCGGUAAUCGAAACCGAAAUUCUAAAUCCUUGCAGUCCUAGUCCUUGUGGAUCAAAUGCUAUUUGUAAGGAAAAGAACGGUGUCGGAGCUUGUACAUGUGCAGAGGGCUAUUCGGGUAAUCCCUAUGAAUCUUGCCGGCCUGAGUGCAUAGUCAACACCGAUUGCCCAUUAAAUAAAGCAUGCACAAGGAUGAAAUGUGUUGACCCAUGUCCCGGAACAUGCGGCUCUAAUGCUUUUUGCCAAGUGAAUAACCAUCUACCAAAUUGUAUAUGCCAACCCGGCUAUACAGGAAAUCCAUUCAGUCACUGUAUUGUUAUGGAAGAGCCUGAUAAUGUACCACAAAACCCAUGCAACCCUUCACCAUGCGGGGCAAAUAGUCAAUGUAAGGAAGUUAAUGGCCAAGCAGUAUGCUCAUGCUUAUUGAAUUUCGUCGGAUCUCCUCCAAACUGUCGACCGGAAUGUGUCGUAAGCUCAGAAUGUCCCGCUAAUUUGGCUUGUCUUAAUCAAAAAUGUUCGGACCCUUGUAUCGGCAGUUGCGGAGAAAAUACUAAUUGUAAUGUUAUCAAUCAUAGCCCAAUCUGCGUAUGCAAACAAGGUCUGACGGGAAAUCCAUUUACAAGAUGCUACCCCAUGAAAAUGUCUAAACCACCAAUGAGUUUGCCAAAACCAGAUCCAUGCUUGCCUUCUCCGUGCGGCGUGUAUGCUGAAUGCCGCAAUAUCGGUGAUGCGCCAUCUUGCGCUUGCAAGUCUGGUUAUGUUGGUAAUCCACCAAAUUGCAGACCGGAAUGCACACUGAAUUCUGAAUGUCCCGGCAACCAGGCGUGUAUUAACGAAAAGUGUCGCGAUCCCUGUCCCGGCGCUUGCGGUUUGAAUGCGCAAUGCAAUGUCUUCAAUCAUAUCGCUCAAUGUAGCUGCUGGGAACAAUACACUGGAGAUCCUUUUGUACAAUGUAAUUUUGAACCGGAAAGAGAUGAAGUAUACAGCGAAAUCGAUCCGUGCAAUCCAUCACCCUGUGGUCCUAACGCUGAAUGCCGCGAUGGCGAAUGCACUUGCUUACCUGAAUACCACGGCGAUCCGUACUUCGGUUGUCGACCGGAAUGUCUCAUAAGCAAUGACUGCCCACCCAAUAAAGCAUGUGCAAGAAAUAAAUGCAUAGACCCUUGUACAAAUUCGUGUGGAAAAGGAGCUAUCUGUAAUGUUUUCAAUCACAUACCAAUGUGUACUUGCCCAGAAAGGUACACGGGUAACGCAUUCCUUGAGUGUCGUCCCUUCGUUUCUGAAAUAAUAAAUCCUUGCAAUCCUAGCCCUUGUGGACCCAACAGUCAAUGUAGAGAAGUUAACGGCCAAGCAAUUUGCACUUGUCUAUCUGGAUAUCAUGGGGCACCACCGACAUGCAGACCGGAAUGUAUAUCUAGUUCUGAAUGUUCGCUUGAUAAAGCUUGUUCGAACCAACGUUGUAUUGAUCCAUGUAGAGGAAAUUGCGGAGCUGGCGCCGUUUGUCAAGUUAUCAAUCAUAAUCCUAUUUGUUCAUGUCCAUCUGGGUUAACAGGCGAUCCAUUCACGAGAUGUGUGUUACAAGCCACCGAAUUACCACCAUAUGUGAAUCCAUGCGAACCAUCACCUUGUGGACCAAAUUCAAUAUGUAAAGAAAUUAGUGGUUCGCCAUCAUGCGCUUGUCUCGAUGAAUACACGGGCAGUCCUCCGAAUUGUCGACCAGAAUGCAUAGCAAAUUCGGAAUGUCCUAAUCAACUGGCUUGCAUCAAUCAAAAAUGCAAAGACCCUUGCCCUGGAUCCUGCGGUAUCGCGGCGGAGUGCAGAGUUGUAAGCCAUUCACCACAAUGUUAUUGUCAGCCGGGUUAUACAGGAGAUGCAUUUAUUGAAUGUAAAAUCCUCGAUAUUCAACUAAGACCAUGUUCACCAUCACCGUGUGGGCCUAACGCCGUUUGCAAAGAAUUAAGAGAUGCUGGGUCUUGUGUGUGCUUACCGGAUCACAUAGGAAAUCCUUAUGAAGGUUGCCGUCCUGAGUGUGUCGUAAACUCAGAUUGUGCGAUCAAUUUGGCCUGUACACAGAACAAAUGUAAAAAUCCUUGCAUCAAUGUGUGCGGAAGAAAUGCAAUAUGCAAUGUUCAUAAUCAUGCGCCGAAAUGUGAAUGUUUACCGGGAAUGAAUGGAAAUCCAUAUCAAGAAUGCCGAGAAGUGAAAGAAAUGAUUCCGGUGCAAAAGGACCCAUGCACUCCAUCUCCUUGUGGUCCAAACAGUAUUUGUAAGGUAUCGAACAAUCAAGCUUUGUGCACAUGCCAACCCGAGUACUUAGGGUCACCGCCGUCGUGCAGACCCGAGUGUCUCGUUAGCUCAGAGUGUUCGCAGCAAACAGCGUGUAUAAAUCAGAAAUGCAAGAACCCAUGCGAAGGAGUUUGCGGACAAAACACAGAGUGCAGGGUUAUUAAUCAUAGUCCCGUAUGUUCAUGCCGACCGCAGUUCACAGGCGAUCCAUUCAGCCAUUGUUACAAGGUUAUCGAUGUAAUAACUGUGUCUACGAAUCCUUGUCUACCGUCGCCGUGUGGACCAUAUUCGGAAUGUCGCGAUGCCAACGGGUCGCCCUCUUGCUCUUGUUUGCCACGGUACACUGGAAGCCCACCAAACUGUCGUCCGGAAUGCACGCUCAACACGGACUGUCCUAGCGAUAAGGCCUGCAUCAACGAACAAUGCGUCGACCCGUGCCCUGGCGCCUGUGGAAUAAAUGCGGAAUGUAGAGUGCAAAGCCACGUUUCGAUAUGCACCUGCAUCACCGGCUACAUUGGAGAUCCAUUCACCAGCUGUUCGUUAAAACCUUUGAAAGAUGAGACUCCGAUAGAUCCUUGCAAUCCAACACCGUGUGGUUCGAACACGGAAUGCAAUAAUGGUGUUUGCACAUGUCUACCUGACUACCAUGGAGAUCCAUAUUUCGGUUGUCGACCGGAAUGUACCUCAAGUUCCGAGUGUCCAUUGGAUAAGGCGUGCGUGAAGCAGCGAUGUGUUGACCCUUGCGUUGGAACUUGUGGUACGGGAGCCAUAUGCGAAGUGGUCAAACACAUGGCUAUUUGUACUUGUCCUCCGAAAAUGACAGGAAACGCUUUCAUACAAUGUAAUCAAAUACAAGACGUUAUCCGUGGUAAUCCAUGUCAGCCUAGCCCUUGUGGACCCUACAGCCAGUGUCGAGUAUUCAACGAUCAAGCUGUUUGUUCUUGUUUGGGUGGAUACUUGGGUUCGCCUCCCGCCUGUCGACCAGAAUGCGUUGCCAGCUCCGACUGUCCAACAGAUAAAGCAUGUAGCAAUCAGAAAUGUAUCAACCCCUGUGUAGGGUCAUGCGGCGUCGCAGCAAAAUGUCAAGUUAUUAACCACAAUCCAAUAUGUACUUGCCCUACUGGACUUACUGGAGACCCUUUCACAAGAUGUAUUAGGAUGCCCGUAAUCGACGCCGUAGUGUCAACCAACCCAUGCCAGCCAUCGCCUUGUGGACCUAAUUCCGUUUGUCAACCGUCUGAAUCAGAUAUUCCAACGUGCCAGUGUAUGCCUGACUACCUCGGAUCUCCUCCAAAUUGCCGUCCCGAAUGUAUUUCAAACAGUGAAUGCGCUCAACAAAUGUCAUGUAUAAACCAAAAAUGUCAAAACCCGUGUCUACAAGCAUGCGGAAGUAACGCUGAAUGUAAAGUGGUAAGCCACACGCCGAUAUGUAUGUGUCCAGAAGGAUACACCGGUGAUGCAUCGGUACAAUGCUCUGUAAACACUUUAAUAGUCAAUGAGCCCAUAUCGCCUUGUGUUCCAUCACCAUGUGGCCCUAAUGCUGAAUGUAGAGAACGAUUUGGAGCAGGUGCUUGCUUCUGCGUAAACGGUUACUUCGGAAAUCCAUACGAGGGUUGUCAUCCCGAAUGCUUAGUAAAUUCAGACUGUCAAAGUAACAAAGCUUGCGUAAGGAAUAAAUGUAUCGACCCUUGCCCCGGAACUUGUGCUGUUAAUGCAGAUUGUCAAGUCGUAAACCACUCACCAUCGUGUACAUGUCGGCCAGAGUACACUGGCGAUCCUUUCAGACACUGCUUCGUCCAAAUUAAAGAAGUUAACAUCGAUCCAUGUCAGCCUUCGCCAUGCGGUCCUAAUAGUCAAUGUAAAGUUACAAACGGACAAAGUGUUUGCUCAUGUCUGCCUGAGUAUAGAGGCUCGCCUCCAAAUUGUAGACCGGAAUGUGUUGUAAGCACGGAGUGUUCGACUGAUAAAACUUGCAAGAACCAAAAAUGUGUCUCGCCGUGUCCCGGCCCUUGCGGUCAGAACACUGAUUGUAAAGUGAUUAACCACAGUCCAAUAUGCACGUGUAAAUUAAAAUAUACAGGGGAUCCUUUCUCCAACUGCUACAAGAUUACUGUUCCAAUUUCUGCAGUACCAGAAACAGAUCCUUGCGUACCUUCUCCCUGUGGUUUUAAUGCUCAAUGUCAAAAUUUACGAGGAGUACCGUCAUGUUCAUGUUUACCGGGCUUCGAAGGAAGUCCUCCAAACUGCCGACCGGAGUGCACAAUAAACGAAGAUUGUGCAAGUAAUCUUGCCUGCAUUAACCAAAAAUGUACCGAUCCAUGCAAAGGCUCUUGUGGAAUCAAUGCAAAUUGUCAUGUUAUGAAACAUGUAGCCGUAUGCACUUGUAACGAAGGUUUUACGGGUAACGCUUUCACCCAAUGCACAAUUAUGAAACAAAAAGACGAAAUCGAUCCAUGCAAUCCGUCGCCGUGUGGUCCAAAUGCGGAAUGCUUGAAUGGAAUUUGCACUUGCUUGCCUGAAUUCCAAGGAGAUCCUUAUAGCGGCUGCCGACCUGAAUGCUCCCAAAGUACAGAGUGCGAUCGAAACAAAGCCUGCAUCAGAAACAAAUGUGUUGAUCCUUGUCCCGGAACGUGUGCAGCUACCGCCGUCUGCAAUGUCGUCAAUCACAUUCCGAUGUGCAGUUGUCCUGAACGUAUGACAGGCAACGCAUUUAUAGAAUGUCGUCCAAUAACGGAUCCCAUCAGUAUAAAUCCGUGUCAGCCAUCUCCCUGCGGACCUAACAGCCAAUGCAGGAAUGUGAAUGGCCAAGCAGCUUGUUCGUGCGCUCCCAACAACAUUGGCGCACCGCCAACUUGUCGUCCCGAGUGCACCAUCAGUGCGGAGUGCCCCCUCGACCAGGCCUGUAGCAACCAGCGCUGCAUCAACCCUUGCAUCGGCGCAUGCGGACAAAACGCUGAAUGCAAAGUGGUUAACCACAAUCCUAUUUGCACAUGUCCUACAUCGUACUCUGGCGAUCCAUUUUCUCGGUGCUUCCGUCUCCCUGAAAAGUUACCUGAACCCAUUAAUGUUUGUACUCCAUCGCCAUGCGGGCCUUACUCAUUAUGUAAAGACGUCAAUGAAGUACCCACCUGUACAUGUUUGGAAGGCUACAGUGGUCAACCACCAUACUGUAGGCCAGAGUGUAGCAGCAACGAAGAGUGCCCAACUCAAUUGUCGUGUGUUAACAUGAAAUGUAAGAACCCAUGCGAGGGCACUUGCGGUACUAACGCUGAAUGUAAAGUUGUCAGUCAUUCGCCGAUCUGCUUCUGUUCUUACGGUUUCACUGGAGAUCCGUUCUUCGGUUGCGUGCCUGAACCUCUACAUACCGAACCUACAACGAGCCCUUGCUCCCCAUCACCUUGCGGUGCAAACGCCAUUUGCAAGGAGAAAAAUAACGCGGGUUCCUGCAGCUGUAUUGAGAAUCACAUCGGUAACCCAUACGAAGGUUGUCGACCGGAAUGCGUUGUGAACACCGACUGUGCAUCUAAUCUUGCCUGUGUCAACAAUAAGUGCGUCGACCCCUGUCCCGGAAGCUGCGGCAACAAUGCCGUCUGCCAAGUAGUCAACCACGCGCCUUUGUGUACUUGUAUCGAUGGAUACACUGGUGAUCCAUUUAAGUAUUGUACUUAUGAAGAGCCACGACCGAUAUCCAAACCUCUCGAUGCCUGCUACCCUUCACCAUGUGGCCCCAACAGCCAGUGCAAGGCAACGAAAGGUCAAGCCGUAUGCUCUUGCUUAGAAGACUACGUCGGCACCCCUCCUAACUGCCGACCAGAGUGCGUCACAAGCUCCGAAUGUGCUCACGACAAGGCUUGUGUCAACAAUAAAUGCAUUAACCCAUGUCCGAAGCCGUGCGGCUUGAACACCGACUGUAAAAUCAUUAACCAUAGUCCAAUAUGUUCGUGUAAGAAUUCAUACACUGGAGAUCCUUUCACAAUGUGCACCCCAAUAAGAUAUGAACCUCCACUAGCCACAAAUGUACCGUGUCAUCCGUCACCUUGUGGACCAAACUCUGAAUGUCGAAAUAUUGGAAAUAGCCCCUCAUGCUCAUGUUUAGCGGACUUCGUAGGUAGCCCGCCCAAUUGUAGACCGGAAUGUACGAUACAUUCCGAUUGUCCAAGCGACAGAGCUUGCAUAAAAUCUAAAUGUAAAGAUCCGUGCCCAGGUUCAUGUGGUUUAUCAGCUUCUUGCAGUGUACUAAAUCAUAUACCAAUAUGCACAUGCAUCGAAGGUUACAUUGGCGAUCCUUUCACAAGUUGUAGACUGAAGCCGCUUGAAGAGGAAGCGAGCACUGUUGACACAUGCACUAAUGUUCACUGUGGAUCUAAUGCAGAAUGCGUCAAUGGACAAUGUCAAUGUUUACCGGAGUAUCACGGUGAUCCAUAUUUCAACUGUCGACCGGAAUGUGUAUUCAGUACCGAUUGCGACAAGGACAAAGCUUGUAUUCAAAGAAAAUGUGUAGAUCCGUGCGUUGGUGCUUGUGGUCAAAACGCAAAUUGUCAGAUAGUCAAUCACAUACCAAUGUGUAGUUGCAACAUCGGAUUCACAGGGAAUGCUUUCGUUAUGUGUAAUCCAAUCAGAGUACAACAAUCUGAAAAUCCUUGCAACACAGCAAUUUGUGGUCCAAACAGCCAAUGCAGAGAAAUAAAUAAUCAAGCAGUUUGUUCGUGCCUGCCAACAUAUCUUGGUGCUCCACCAGCUUGUAGACCAGAAUGUGUUGUUAGUGCAGAAUGCCAACAAAACCAAGCAUGUACGAAUCAGAAGUGUGUUAACCCAUGUAUCGGAGCAUGUGGUUUGAGAGCUACUUGUGAAGUCAUUAACCACAAUCCUAUCUGUACGUGCCCAGUAGGCUUUUCUGGAGAUCCAUUUGUGGCAUGUACAUACAUUACAAGCGUUCCGCAAGUCAUCAACCCAUGUACGCCCUCACCGUGUGGUCCAAAUUCUAUCUGCAAAGAAAUGAAUGAAAGCCCAUCGUGCAUCUGCAUGCCCGAUUUCAAAGGACAGCCUCCAUAUUGUAGGCCGGAGUGCAUAAGCAACAGUGAAUGUUCCACUCAUUUAGCUUGUGUGAAUCAAAAAUGUAAAGACCCGUGUACAAGAGCAUGUGGCGCAAAUGCAGAAUGUCGUGUCGUGAGUCACUCCGCGAUGUGUAUUUGUCCUCAAGGAUAUGAAGGCGAUCCAUUCACGCAAUGCGUUCUACGAUCAGCUGUUGAAAUCUUAACACCGUGUCAACCUUCUCCGUGUGGGCCAAAUGCAAUUUGCAAAGAACAAAAUAAAGUCGGUUCAUGCACUUGCAAUGAAGGUUACUUUGGAAACCCGUAUGAAGGUUGUAGACCAGAGUGUGUGAGCAAUUCAGAUUGUCCUGGUGACCGAGCAUGUAUUGGUAACAAAUGUCAAGACCCAUGUCCAGGAACAUGCGGACUAUAUGCGGAUUGCAAUACGAUAAAUCACGCGCCAACUUGUACAUGCAACGUAGGAUAUACUGGAGAUCCGUUCCGACGAUGCCACGUUAUGCUCCAAGAGCCUGCUCCGGUAAAUGUAUGUUCUCCGAGUCCUUGUGGACCUAACAGCCAAUGCCGUGUUGUCAACGACCAAGCCGCUUGCAGCUGUUUGCCUGACUUUAUUGGACAACCACCCUUAUGCAAGCCCGAGUGUCUCCUUAACUCAGAUUGUGCUACCGACAAGGCUUGCAUCAACCAUAAGUGUAUAAAUCCUUGCCCUGGCCCGUGUGGGCAAAAGGCUGAAUGUCGGGUAUUCAAUCACAAUCCCAUUUGCAGUUGCGUUUCAGGAUUUACAGGCGAUCCGUUCACAAGAUGCUACUUGAAACCAACUUCUCAACCUGUCAUCGAUGAAACGAGAGACCCGUGUGUUCCAUCGCCUUGUGGAAUACACGCUAUGUGUAAAAAUUUCGGAGGCCAAGCGACAUGUUCAUGUUCUCCUGGUUAUUUUGGAAGUCCACCAAAUUGUAGACCCGAAUGCGUGACAAAUCAAGACUGUGUCAGUUCGUUGGCAUGUAUAAAUGAAAAAUGUGCCGAUCCCUGUCCUGGAUCUUGUGGUCAAAACGCUCAGUGCUCAGUAUUUAAACAUGUAGCUGUAUGCACGUGCCGAGAAGGCUAUAAAGGGGAUCCAUUUACUAUGUGUAAAAUCAAGCCGUUGGAAGAACCCAUCGUUGCUGAUCUUUGUAACCCGUCACCUUGUGGUUCGAACACGAAUUGUGAUAAUGGGCAAUGCUCUUGCCUACCAGAAUAUCACGGGGAUCCAUAUAUUGGUUGUCGGCCAGAAUGUACAGUCAGCUCAGAUUGUGAAAGGAGUCUUAUAUGUGUAAAUAAGAAAUGUAUUAAUCCAUGUCCCGAUACAUGUGGCUCAAAUGCGAUUUGUGAAGUCAUAAAUCAUGUACCAAUGUGUAGUUGCCCUAUAGGACAUACCGGAAAUUCAUUUGUUUCUUGCAAUAAAAUCCAAGCUCCACUGCCUACCAAUCCUUGUAACCCGACACCCUGUGGACCGAAUAGCCAAUGUCGUGAAAUUAACAACGUAGCAGUAUGCUCAUGUAUACCUGGAUAUUCAGGAAACCCACCGACAUGUAGACCGGAAUGUACAACAAGCUCCGAAUGCCCGCUCGACAAAGCAUGCAGUAACUAUAAAUGCACCAAUCCCUGCACAGGAUCCUGCGGAGUGAAUGCUCACUGUGAAGUUGUAAACCACAAUCCAAUAUGCUCAUGCCCUAAUGAUUUCACAGGCGAUCCAUUUAGUAGAUGUCUUCCAAGACCUCUAGAAUCACCACCUCAAAUUAAUCCUUGUGAACCUUCACCGUGUGGACCGAACUCCAUUUGUCAGACUCUUAAAGAUUCACCUUCCUGUUCUUGUAUGCCUGAAUUUAUCGGAGUACCGCCAAAUUGUAGGCCAGAAUGCACUAGUAAUAGCGAGUGUCCGAACCACAUGGCUUGCAUUAAAAAUAAAUGCGCAGACCCAUGCCAAGGUGCAUGCGGCUCAAAUGCACAAUGUAGAGUUGUAAGUCAUACGCCGAAUUGUAUAUGUCUGCCUGGAUACACAGGAGAUCCAUUUGUAAAUUGCAUUGAGAGUAAAUUCACACAAGAUAUCUUAUCACCGUGCACUCCUUCCCCUUGUGGUAGCAACGCUAUCUGCAAAGAAAAGAAUAAUAUUGGCUCAUGCGCAUGCUCUCCUGGCUAUUUCGGAAAUCCUUAUGAAGGCUGUCGUCCUGAAUGCAGUGUUAACACAGAUUGUCCGUCUGACAAGGUGUGCCAGCAGAACAAAUGUCACGAUCCUUGUCCUGGUACAUGCGGAUCUAACGCAGAAUGUCAUACCAUAAACCAUUCUCCCAUGUGCUCUUGCCUCCGGGGAUACACCGGUAAUCCAUUCCAAAAUUGUGUCAUUAUUCAAGAAAUUAAGGAACCAUCAAAUCCCUGCAGUCCUUCACCAUGCGGUCCGAAUAGUGAAUGCAAGGUGAUAAAUGAACAGGCUCUAUGUAAGUGUUUGAAAGAUUUCGAAGGCAGCCCACCAAACUGUAGACCCGAAUGCGUUGUCAGUGCCGAGUGCCCAACUAAUAAAGCCUGUGUAUCACAAAAAUGUAUCGAUCCUUGUGUAGGACAAUGCGGACAAAGUACAAAAUGUCAAGUCAUAAACCACAGUCCGAUAUGUACUUGCAUAGAACACUACACAGGUGAUCCCUUCAGUCGAUGCUAUCCAAUCAUUAUAAACGCUCCAUCAGAAGUUGAACAUCCGAAACAUCCAUGCCUACCAUCACCUUGUGGACCUUAUAGUGAGUGCAAAGAAGUCGGAAAUAUUCCAUCCUGCGUUUGUCUACCUAACUACAUCGGUUCACCGCCAGGCUGUCGUCCAGAGUGUUUAAUAAAUCCAGACUGUCCCAGCGACAUGGCUUGCAUCAAUCAAAAGUGUAGAGAUCCUUGUCCUGGUUCAUGUGGACUAAAUGCUCAGUGUAUUGUGAAAAAUCACAUGCCAAUAUGCACCUGUUUGGAUAAUUAUGCCGGAGAUGCAUUUGUCGAGUGCAAAUUAAAAGAAAUUACGCAUGACGAAAUCGACUUAUGUAAUCCAUCCCCUUGUGGUGCAAACGCUAUUUGUGACAACGGGCAAUGUUCUUGUCCUCCCGGAUACCAGAUGGGACCAUCAUUUGAUUGUCGUCCAGAAUGUGUUCUUAGCUCAGAUUGUCCACACGACAAAACGUGUCAUAAAAACAAGUGCGUUAAUCCAUGUAACAGCGGUGUGUGCGCCUCCAACGCAAUUUGCGAAGUAAUCAACCACGUGCCUAUGUGUAGAUGCCCAGAGCGCAUGGCGGGCAACGCUUUCGUUAUGUGUACUCAAAUUGAAGUUGAAAAGGCGCGGCCAUGUGAUCCAAAUCCUUGUGGACCAAACAGUCAGUGCAGAGAAAUAAACGGACAAGCGGUGUGCUCAUGUCUAGAUGGAUUUAUAGGCAGUCCCCCUUCAUGCAGGCCGGAAUGUGUAUUGAGUACCGAUUGCUCACCGGAUGAAGCAUGUAGUAACAGAAAAUGUAUUAAACCAUGUCAAGGCGCAUGUGGAGUAGAUGCGAAGUGCCAAGUAAUAAAUCACAACCCCAUCUGUUCAUGUCCACCCCAUUACACAGGCAAUCCUUUUGUACGAUGCAUCAAGAUAGAAUUUAAGCCAGAAAUCGUUAACCCCUGUACACCUUCACCAUGUGGUCCGAAUUCAUUGUGCAAGGAAAAAUUAGGUUCACCUUCAUGUUCUUGCCUCGAUGGUUUUGUAGGAGCACCACCUUAUUGCAAACCAGAGUGUAUUAGUAAUUCUGAAUGUCCAACCACUAAAGCUUGUAUAAACGAGAAAUGCGUUGAUCCUUGCGUGGGAACAUGUGGAUCUAAUACUAAAUGCCAUGUCAUUAGCCAUUCACCAUCAUGUGGCUGUCUGCCGGACUACACUGGAGACCCAUUCAGUGAAUGUUACAAGAUAGAAAUUAUUCAAGACAUUUUGACGCCUUGCCAACCGUCCCCAUGUGGGGCAAAUGCCAUUUGUAAAGAAUUUAAUGGCGCCGGAUCUUGUACCUGCAUAGAAAAUUUCAUAGGAAAUCCGUAUGAUGGGUGUCGUCCUGAAUGUAUUAUUAAUACCGAUUGUCCAUCAAACAAAGCCUGUCUCCAAAAUAAGUGUCAAGAUCCAUGUCCAGGCGCAUGCGGUUUGAAUGCUAUUUGUCAAGUAGUCAACCAUGCACCAUCAUGCUCAUGCUUAAGAAGUUAUACCGGCGAUCCGUUUAGACACUGCACACUGCAAGAAAUAGAAGAUAAACCGAUAAACGUUUGUCAACCUUCACCAUGUGGUCCAAAUAGUCGUUGCCAAGAAAUAAAUAACCAAGCAGUGUGUUCUUGCUUACCAAAUUACAUCGGCUCUCCACCCGGAUGUCAUCCGGAAUGCACAAUAAGUACGGAAUGUCCCAAAAACAAAGCAUGUGUUAAUCAGAAAUGUGAAGAUCCUUGUCGCGACGCAUGCGGAAUGAACACAGAAUGUCGCGUCAUCAACCACAGGCCCAUCUGCACUUGUGUAACACGAUACACUGGAGAUCCAUUCACACGAUGCCAUCCAAUGCCACCUCCUGUUGCUAACGCUGAAUUGGAACCAUACAAAAAUCCCUGCCUACCAUCGCCUUGCGGUCCAAAUUCUGUUUGCCAAGAAGUCGGUGAUAUACCAUCGUGCACUUGUAUGCCAAAUUACAUAGGAAGCCCCCCUAAUUGUCGACCAGAGUGUACACUUAAUUCCGACUGCCCUACUUCUCAAGCUUGUAUCCAUCAAAAGUGUCAAGAUCCUUGCCAAGGUUCUUGUGGUAUAAACGCUCUAUGUACAGUGUUCCGACACACACCGACUUGCAACUGUCCAGAAGGGUACACCGGUGAUGCAUUUACGGUUUGCAAUCCAAAAAUAACAAUGCCAUCAGAUGUAUUAGAUAAAUGCAAUCCAUCUCCAUGCGGAACUAACGCAAUUUGCAAUGAUGGUAUAUGCACAUGCAUUGAAGAGCAUCAAGGAGAUCCAUACGUAGGAUGCCGACCAGAAUGUGUACUAAGCAUUGACUGUCCAAAAGACAAGGCCUGUGUCAGAAAUAAGUGUAUGGAUCCUUGUGAAAAUACUUGCGCUUCAACAGCUAUUUGCGAAGUUAUUAAUCACGUGCCUAUGUGCAGCUGUCCUCAAGGAAAAACUGGAAACGCUUUCUAUAGUUGUGAUCCAAUAUCAGUGCCAGUUAUAACCAACCCGUGUCAUCCUUCGCCGUGUGGACCAAACAGUCAAUGCAGAGAAGUUAAUGGGCAGGCCGUGUGCACUUGCGUACCAGGAUACAUGGGCAGCCCACCCACAUGUCGACCGGAGUGCGUCGUAAGCUCAGACUGCCCGUCCAAUAGAGCCUGCAGUAACCAGAAAUGUAUUAAUCCAUGUUCAGGAUCAUGUGGAGUCGAAGCUAAAUGUGAAGUAAUUAAACAUAACCCCAUAUGUACUUGUCCACCUAAAUACACAGGAGAUCCUUUCGUCAGAUGCAUACCUUUCAGAACACCCAUGGCAGAUGUUACGCCAUGUUCACCAUCCCCAUGCGGACUUAAUGCAAUUUGUAAAGAAGUUGCCGGAUCUCCUUCCUGCGCUUGCUUGGACAACUUUUUUGGUUCACCUCCUUAUUGUCGUCCAGAAUGUUCUUCUAACAGUGAAUGUCCAUCUAGUCAAGCGUGUAUAAACCAAAAAUGUAAAGAUCCUUGUAUAUCGGCGUGCGGUGUAAAUGCACAAUGUAAAACGAUUAGUCACUCGCCAAUGUGCUUCUGUGAUUCCGGAUACACGGGAGAUCCGUUCACGAACUGCAGACGUGAAGAAGUAACAAUUGUAGAACAACCAACUCCUUGUACUCCAUCGCCAUGCGGACCUAACGCCGAAUGUAAAGAACGAAAUGCUGUCGGAUCCUGUAGUUGUCUACCUGAAUACAUCGGAAAUCCAUAUGAAGGUUGUCGUCCAGAAUGUACCAUUAACACCGAUUGUGUCCAAAACAAAGCUUGCAUUCGUAAUAAAUGUCAAGAUCCGUGCCCAGGAACUUGUGGACUUUUAGCUACAUGUAUAGUCGUCAACCAUUUACCAUCGUGCUCAUGUCCAAAUGGAUACACAGGAGAUCCAUAUCGCCAAUGUAAUGUACUAAAAGAAGCAUCACCAGCACCCUUGACACCUUGUGUGCCAAAUCCAUGUGGUCCAAAUAGUGUCUGUCGACCAGCGAACGGGCAAAGUGCAUGUUCAUGCAUGCCUGGGUAUAUAGGCUCUCCUCCAGGAUGUCGACCAGAAUGUACUAUUAGUUCAGAGUGUCCAUCAGACAAAGCAUGCGUAAAUCGUAAAUGUGUAAAUCCAUGUCCUAAUCAUUGUGGAACAAAUUCAAAUUGCAGGGUCAUAACCCAUAGCCCUAUUUGCUCUUGUGCCCCAGGAUUUACAGGAGAUCCAUUUACACGUUGUUAUAAGCCUGUUAUUGCAGAACAUACCCCAGAAAUUCAAAAGGAUCCUUGCUUACCAAAUCCCUGCGGUGAAAAUGCUCUUUGUCGAGACGUUAAUGGAUUCCCAUCGUGCAGUUGCAUGCCUGAGUUCCAAGGGCUGCCACCAAACUGCAGGCCAGAGUGCGCUAUAAAUGAAGAUUGCCCUUCAGAUAAAGCAUGCUUAAACAUGAAAUGCAAAGAUCCCUGUCCUGGAAGUUGUGGUCAAAACGCAGCGUGUUCUGUAUUUAAUCAUUUCCCCGCUUGUACGUGUUCUCAAGGCUACACGGGAGAUCCAUUCACACGAUGUUUUGUUAUUGAACAGAUUAACGAUGAGUUACCCUCUGAUCCAUGUAAUCCAUCACCAUGUGGUUUUAAUGCUUUGUGCUCAAAUGGUGUAUGCACGUGUAUGCCCGAAUAUCGAGGCGAUCCCUAUAUAGGAUGUAAGCCAGAAUGUGUAACAAACAUGGACUGUGCUUUAGACAAAGUAUGCUCUAGAAAUAAAUGUGUGAACCCUUGUCCUGGCACUUGUGCUUUUAAUGCAAUCUGCACGGUCUAUAAUCAUAUUCCUAUCUGUACCUGCCCAGAAAAUAUGUCUGGAAAUGCAUUUACCGAAUGUCAUGCUAUACAAGUUAUUGAAGUUCAACCCUGCAAUCCUAGUCCUUGUGGACCGAACAGCCAAUGCAGGCCGAUCAAUAACCAAGCCAUAUGUUCAUGUCUGCCUGCAUACAUCGGUAGUCCACCAUCUUGUAGGCCCGAAUGUACAAUUAGCGCAGAAUGUCCGCCGGACGAGGCUUGUAAUAACCAGAAAUGUAUAAAUCCUUGCAAGGGCAGCUGUGGUUACGGAGCAAGAUGUCAAGUAAUCAACCACAAUCCGAUUUGCUCUUGUCCAUCACAGUAUACAGGAGAUCCGUUCACACGCUGCAUUGCAAUAAUGUCUACGCCUCUACCGCCGAUAGACCCGUGUACACCAAGUCCCUGUGGUCCAUACUCUACGUGCAAAGUCAUCGGGGAGUCCCCGUCUUGCACCUGCCAACCAGAGUACAUCGGCUCGCCACCAAACUGCCAUCCGGAGUGCAAUAGUAAUUCAGAAUGCCCGACCAAUAUGGCGUGUGUCAACCAAAAAUGUAGAAAUCCUUGUCCUGGAAGUUGCGGUUACAACGCUGAUUGCAAGAUUGUCAGCCACGCUCUAAUAUGUUCCUGUCCCUAUGGUCAAACAGGAGAUCCACUAAUUUCUUGUAAUCCUAUUAAAGAUACUGUCAUAGAAUACAGUUCGCCGUGCGACCUUUCACCUUGCGGACUUAACGCCAUAUGCACUGAAAGAAAUGGAGCAGCAUCUUGCAAGUGCGUCGAUUCCUACGUCGGCAAUCCUUACGAGGGCUGUCGUCCAGAAUGUGUCAUUAAUAGCGAUUGUCCUCCUACAUUGGCUUGCGUUCAAAAUAAAUGUAAAGAUCCCUGCCCCGGUAUUUGCGCUCCCAACGGAAUUUGUCAAGUCAUCAACCAUCUUCCUUCAUGUUAUUGCCCACCUGGACUUACUGGAGAUGCUUAUUCGUAUUGCAAGCAAAUCGAAGAAGUCGAAAAAUCUACACCUUGCACGCCUUCACCCUGCGGUCCAAACAGUCAGUGUCGUGAAGUGAAUUCUCAAGCAGUCUGCAGUUGCCAGGUUGAUUUCAUUGGCAAUCCGCCAAAUUGUCGCCCUGAAUGUACCAUUAACAGCGAAUGCGCCAGCGACAAAGCCUGCAAAAACCGUAAAUGCGUCGACCCAUGCGUCAACCAAUGCGGUAGAAAUGCCAACUGCAGAGUGAUAGCUCAUAAUCCGAUAUGCUCAUGUCAAGAGCAGUUCACUGGAGAUCCUUUCACUUAUUGUAUGCCAUCCGUCGUAUCGGUCCCAACACAAGAUGUCAAUCCCUGCGUGCCUUCACCAUGUGGUCCAAACGCCCAGUGCCAGGAAUACAAAGGAAAUGCUCGUUGCACUUGUCUGCCAAACUAUAUCAGCACACCACCUCGGUGCAGACCGGAAUGUACAGUGAACAGUGAGUGCAGUGCGGUGACUGCCUGCAUCAACAACAAGUGUGCAGACCCCUGCCCCGGCGCGUGUGGUAACAACGCUCAAUGCAAUGUCAACAAUCAUAUGCCAAUUUGUUCUUGCGUCCCAGGCUAUACCGGCGAUCCCUUCAUAAACUGUAAUCCAAUGCCAUUAGAAACUGAACCCCUGGAUCCCUGCCACCCUUCACCUUGCGGUCCAAACGCGGAAUGUGAAAACGGUGUCUGCACAUGUUUGCCAGAAUACCACGGAGAUCCAUACUUCGGAUGCAAACCCGAAUGUGUUCUUAACUCGGAUUGUCCACGCGACAAGGCGUGCAUAAAGAAUAAGUGUCACAAUCCAUGCGUGGAUACAUGCGGGACGGAUGCUCUGUGUGAAGUCAUCAACCAUAUACCAAUGUGUUCUUGUCCACCAGGAACAACAGGUUCUCCGAUGUACUAUUGCACGAAAGUAAUAGAAACACCAAUAAAAGAAAGCUUAUGCGACCCGUCACCGUGUGGCCCAUACAGUCAGUGCCGAGAAGUGAACGGUCACGCCGUAUGCGUAUGCGUCCAAGGUUAUAAGGGAAGUCCACCGAACUGUAGACCCGAGUGCACCGUCAGCUCCGACUGCAAACUGAACGAAGCGUGCUCGAACCAAAAAUGCAUUGACCCUUGCCCCGGAGCUUGCGGUAGAAACACGCACUGUAUUGUCGUCAACCAUAAUCCAGUGUGCAGUUGCUUAUCCGGAUAUUCAGGAGAUCCAUUCUCAGUUUGCCAACCGAUCCCUGCGACACCACCGACUAUAAUAAAUCCGUGCCUACCCUCACCCUGCGGACCGAACUCACAAUGCAUAGAAAAUGGCGAAAAGGCUGAAUGUAAAUGUUUAUCAGACUUUAUUGGGUCACCGCCUCAAUGUCGUCCUGAAUGUACCAGUAACGCAGAAUGUGCAUCCACGAUGUCUUGUAUAAAUAAGAAGUGCAAAGACCCAUGUGUAGGCUCCUGUGGCGUUAAUUCAGAGUGCAGAGUAGUGAGUCACACGCCGAUAUGUUUAUGUCAAAACGGAUAUACAGGAGAUCCUUUCAUACAUUGUAGCAUUCAAGUAUCUUACUCAAUAGAAGAACGGCCAACACCUUGUGUGCCCUCUCCAUGUGGUACCAACGCCGAGUGUAAAGAACAAAACAAUGCCGGCUCCUGUACAUGUCAACCCGGCUAUUUCGGAGAUCCUUACGUGGCUUGUAAGCCGGAAUGCUUAAUCAAUUCUGAUUGUCCACCUAAUCUGGCAUGUUAUCAAAACAAAUGCCACGAUCCCUGUCCCGGUACAUGCGGUAUCAAUGCAAUAUGCAAUGUGGUCAACCAUUUACCUAGUUGUAGUUGCCUCGAGCAGCACUACGGCGAUCCGUAUAGAAUUUGUACGUUCAAAAUUUAUGAAAAUAAGACCGACCCUUGUAACCCAUCACCAUGUGGCCCUAAUAGCCAAUGCAGCAACAAAAAUGGAUUAGCGAUAUGCACUUGUUUAAGUGGUUAUCUGGGGUCGCCGCCCAGCUGCCGACCUGAAUGCUUAACGAGUUCCGAAUGUCCUCUCGAUAAAGCCUGCGACAACUUCAAAUGUAUAUCACCAUGUCCAAGAGGCUGCGGAGUAAACACAAAGUGCAGAGUCAUCAAACAUAACCCUAUCUGUUCUUGUAAACCUCAACAUACCGGAGAUCCUUUCUCUAUCUGUUAUCCUGUCGUUGAAGUAGAGUAUCAACAAAAUGAACCAAUCAACCCAUGUGUGCCUUCACCGUGUGGAUUAAACGCCGAAUGUCGCGACGUCGGCGGUAUACCUUCGUGCACGUGUCAAAUAGGAUACUUUGGAAGUCCACCAAACUGCAAACCAGAAUGUAUUACAAAUACCGACUGUAGCAACGACAAGGCCUGUAUCAAUAUGAAGUGUAUAAAUCCAUGCCAAGGUUCGUGCGGUAUUGACGCUGUAUGCAACGUAAUUAACCACGGACCUAUCUGUUCAUGUCCUGUCGGUUACCAAGGCAACCCAUUUGUAGCGUGCCACAUUAAAACACCAGAUGUAAUUGAAAAACUUGAUCCUUGCCAUCCGUCACCGUGUGGCUCCAACGCUGUAUGUAACAACGGCGUCUGUACUUGCCUUCCUGAUUACAAUGGAGAUCCUUACUUCGGCUGUCGACCCGAGUGUGUUCUAAGCACCGAUUGCCCGACCGACAAAGCUUGUAUGCAAUUCAAAUGCAAGAAUCCUUGCAACGAUAUGUGCGGAGAGAAUGCCGAAUGCAACGUUUACAAUCACGUGGCUGUGUGCAGUUGUCCAAGUGGCAUGACUGGAAAUGCGUUUUCGCGAUGCAUCAAAAUAGAGAAACCUGUAACAAGACCCUGCGAACCAUCUCCGUGUGGUCCAAACAGUGUGUGCAGAGAAGCGCAAGGUCAAGCUGUUUGCGCUUGUGUGACGGGUUACAUUGGAAAUCCACCUAAUUGUAGACCAGAGUGCAUCCAAAGCGCAGACUGUUCACCAUCACUGGCGUGCAUUAAUAGAAAGUGUCAAGAUCCCUGCCCAGGUUCAUGUGGACAUAACGCUAAGUGCAAAGUUCAUAAUCACAACCCUAUAUGCACAUGUCCACCUAAAUUGACUGGAUCUCCGUUUGAUCACUGUUAUGCUCCAGUAGUGGAAGAAUCGCCAACCAAUCCUUGCCUACCAAAUCCUUGCGGACCAAACAGCAUAUGUACAUCGGCGCCGAACAAAGACUCUCCGAUUUGCGCCUGCCAAACAACAUUCGAAGGCUCACCGCCGAAUUGUCGUCGAGAAUGUACCUCAAGCGAAGAUUGUUCUUACGACAAGGCCUGCAUAAAUUACAAAUGCAAAGAUCCCUGCCCAGGAUCGUGCGGUUCACAAGCAAUAUGCACCGUGCGCCUUCAUACCGUUAUGUGUUCUUGCGACGAAGGUUACACCGGUGAUCCUUUCACUUCUUGCGUCCAAAAAGUACACGAUAUUAUACCUUUGGAUCCUUGUGAACCUUCACCUUGCGGCCCGAACUCGCGUUGUAAAGUAUCAAGAAAUGGUGUCGCCGCAUGCGUUUGUGAUGAGGGCUACUUUGGAAAUCCCUAUGAAUCAUGUAGACCUGAAUGCGUUUUGGAUAACGAUUGUCCGUUCGACAAAGCUUGCCGUAACAAUAUGUGCCAGGAUCCGUGCCCCGGUGUAUGCGGUACAACGGCAACCUGCCAAGUUAUAAAUCAUUUGCCUUCCUGUAAUUGUGCGCCUGGGUACACUGGCAAUCCAUAUCAAUAUUGCCACAUCAUUAUAAAUGAACCAGAACCUACGCCCAAAAAUCCAUGUACACCUAACCCAUGUGGCAGUAAUUCUAUAUGCAAGAGCAACAACGGACUAGUCUCAUGCACAUGCGCCCCAGGAUUCUUUGGGACUCCACCAAGUUGCAGACCAGAGUGUAUCGUGAAUUCGGAGUGUGAAUCAUCCAAGAGUUGUGUUAACCAAAAAUGCAUCGAUCCCUGCAUCGGCGCGUGCGGACAGAACGCAGAAUGCAGAGUUAUCAACCAUGCACCAAUUUGUUCCUGUAGUCGGGAAUUUGAAGGAGAUCCGUUCAUUAGAUGCACUCCUAUUCGAAGCAUACCAUCGCCAGAAACAGAUCCGUGUACCCCAUCACCAUGCGGACCGAAUUCUCUAUGUCAAACAGUGAACAAAGUGCCAACAUGUACUUGCAUAGAAAACUUUAUCGGCACCCCGCCAAACUGCCGAGCGGAGUGUACUGUGAACUCAGAUUGUCCUAGCACCAUGGCAUGUAUAAACCAGCGAUGUCGCGAUCCGUGCCAAGGCUCGUGUGGCCUGAACACAGUAUGCCAAGUGCACCAACACGCCGCUAUCUGUAGCUGUAUGGAAGGUUACACCGGUAAUCCAUUCCAGAGCUGUUACGUCAAAGAAGUUAUAGAACACGUGCCUGAAAACUAUGACAAAUGCAAUCCAAACCCUUGCGGAGCCAACGCAGACUGUAACAAUGGACUGUGUACAUGUAAACCAAACUUCUUCGGUAACCCCUACAUGAGCUGUCGCCCCGAAUGCUCCCACAACUCAGACUGUGCACUCAAUCUGGUUUGCUUUAAUAAUAAAUGCAUUAAUCCUUGCAACAACCUCUGCGGCCAGGGCGCGCAGUGCGAAGUUUAUAAUCAUCUACCUAUGUGCUUCUGUCCACCGAACACAACUGGAAAUGCUUUCUUCUCUUGUACACCCGUCACAGUUCAACCGGAACGACGUAACCCUUGCGAGCCGUCACCGUGCGGUCCCUAUAGCACGUGUCGUACCGUCAACGAGCAGGUGACGUGCUCGUGUCUAAUAGGAUACGUAGGAGUACCACCUUCCUGCAGGCCUGAGUGUUUGGUCGACUCCGACUGUACCAGCCUGAAAUCAUGCUCAAACCAGAAAUGCAUUGACCCCUGCCUAGGAACGUGCGGCUUGAAUGCAGAAUGCAGGGUGCACUACCACAAGGCACUCUGUUACUGUCCGAAUGGUUACAGCGGCGAUCCAUUCACACAAUGCUUACUUAAAGUGCAAGAUGAAAUACCGGCCAAGAAAACUCCCUGUGUACCUUCACCUUGUGGUCCUAAUUCGAUAUGCAAAGCUGUAGGAGAUUCACCAUCGUGUUCGUGUCAGGCGGAUUACAUUGGCUCACCACCUUACUGCCGACCGGAGUGCGCAUCGAAUAGCGACUGCAGCUUUGACAAAUCUUGCAUAAACAACAGAUGCGCAGAUCCCUGUGUCGGUGCUUGUGGUAUCAAUGCUAUAUGCAGAGUCAUUAGCCAUUCGCCGCAGUGUAUAUGUGAAGGAAACUACGAAGGCGAUCCGUUUAAUCGUUGCUAUCCUAAGAAACCUUUGAACUUACCAUCGGAAUCGGACAAGCCAUGCUCACCGAACCCCUGUGGACCCAAUGCGAUAUGUCAGGAACGUAAUAAUGCCGCCAGCUGCACAUGUGUCACUGGAUACUUUGGUGAUCCCAACGAAGGUUGCAGACCUGAGUGCGUAAUUAAUUCUGAUUGUUCUGAUAAUCUCGCAUGUAUAAACAACAAAUGUAAAGACCCAUGUCCAGGUUUAUGUGGCACAAACGCCCAAUGCCAAAUGGUCAAUCACGUACCUAAAUGUAUUUGCAUACAUAGUUAUGUCGGUAAUCCCUAUGAUAUUUGCCGAAUUAUAAAAGAAACACCAUCUGAUCCUUGCAGCCCAUCGCCUUGUGGUCCUUAUAGCAUUUGUCAAGCUCGUGAUGAUAAAGCAAUAUGCUCUUGCCAACCCAAUUAUCUUGGUAAUCCACCUAAUUGUCGUCCAGAAUGUAUCACAAAUCCUGAAUGUCCACUUGACAAGGCUUGUGUAAAACAAAAGUGUAUAGACCCUUGCAUCGGAACAUGUGGAGAAAACGCACAGUGUCUUGUACACCAUCAUAGCCCGUACUGCACUUGUCUGGUUGGUUAUGAAGGAGAUCCAUUCUCUGUUUGCGUUAAAACUGCUGCUCCACCAGAUAACAAAAAUCCUUGUGAGCCUAACCCUUGCGGGCCCUACGCUACGUGCAAAGAUAUUGGUGGAACAGCAGUAUGCAGUUGCAAACUAGGUUACAUCGGUGUACCGCCAACUUGCGCUCCAGAAUGUACCAUUAACGAAGACUGUCCUAAAGAUAAAGCAUGUGUAAGAGAGAAAUGUCUUGAUCCUUGUAUUGGAUCAUGCGGCGUUAAUACUAACUGCCGUGCUAUGAACCAUCUUGCUAUUUGUACUUGUCUGCAUAAUUAUCGUGGUGAUCCAUUCGUAGGAUGCAGUGCUUACAAAGAAAUAGAGAAACUACCCCCGAUCAAUCCUUGCGCCGGUUCUCCUUGUGGCGUUAAUGCAAUAUGCAGCAAUGGAACUUGUUCUUGUAUUUCGGGAUACCACGGCAAUGCGUACGUCGAGUGCCGACCGGAAUGUACAGCCGACACCGAUUGUGAUAAACAACUAACGUGUAUAAAUUAUAAAUGCGUGAACCCAUGUAAAAACGCUUGUGGUAACGGCGCCGUUUGUAAUGUAUACAAUCACAUAGCGAUAUGUGAAUGCCCGGCUCCAUUGCGAGGAGAUCCCUUCCUUUCUUGUAGACCUGUUAUUGAAGCCACCGAAACGGACCCGUGCACACCGAAUCCUUGCGGACCUAACAGUGUAUGCCGGGCUAGUGGUACAGUGGCACAUUGCUCGUGUAAACCAGCCAUGUACGAGGAUCCGCCAAGCUGCCGGCCCGAGUGCCGUGCUAACUCCAAUUGCCCACCGGACCGUGCCUGCCGAAAUAACAAGUGUCACGACCCAUGUCCGGGUACCUGCGGUGCUCAUGCUGUAUGCCGCACCCGAAUGCACUCGCCAAUAUGCAGCUGUCCGGUCCGCUACACUGGCGAUCCAUUUACUCGUUGUUUACCAAUUGCGUUUGAUACGGAGUCGAAAAAUGUGUCACCUUGUCCAGACUGUGGUCCAAAUGCGGACUGUAUAGACGGGCAAUGUCGCUGCAAAGUCAACUUCUUCGGCGCACCACCGUUCUGUCGUCACGAAUGUCUCAGUUCCAGCGAUUGUGAUUGGCGGUUCUCCUGCCUUAAUAAGCGAUGUGUCGACCCUUGCCUCGGGGCGUGCGGUCAUGGUGCAGUCUGUAGCACCGUUGGACACAAUCCACGCUGCGAUUGCCCGCCGAAUACAACUGGAAACCCCAUUUUUGCAUGUCGACCCAUCGAAAUGAUUCAGAUUCCUCAAAACACGUCAUGCAAUCCGUCGCCUUGUGGACCCGGUGCUAUUUGUCAUAUCAAAGGAAACGCUGCAUCGUGUGAAUGUGAACCGGGACUCCGCGGAGACCCAUACUUCGGCUGCCGGCCAGAAUGUCUCUCCGAUUCCGAUUGCUCGCCGACAAGAGCAUGCAUGCGAUCCCACUGCCGGGACCCGUGCGAGGGCACCUGUGGCAUUGGAGCCGAGUGCGAAACCGUCAACCACAUACCGCUAUGCUCCUGCCCACCAGGCACCAGAGGCAACGCCUUUGUUAAAUGCGACCCUAUUCCAAUAGCAUUGCCAUGCACACCAUCGCCAUGCGGACCUGGUGCACUGUGUACCGUGUCCGGCAAGGCCGCCGUGUGCUCGUGUCCGAGUGGCACCAGCGGAGAUGCGGCCACCUCAGGCUGCCGACCGGAGUGUGUUGUCAGUUCGGAGUGCUCACGAGACCGAGCUUGCGUCCGCAACAAAUGUAUCGACCCGUGUGUCGGCGCCUGUGGAAAUGGUGCGACUUGCCGCGUCUUCGAUCAUGCACCGAUUUGCUCUUGCCCACCUCAGACUACAGGAGAUCCAUUCCUCAGUUGCAGAACGGUCUCGCCUUCAACGGUCGACCCGUGCGACCCCGAUCCUUGCGGACCACGAGGCACGUGCCGCGAGGGAGUGUGCACGUACUACGAAUGUACAGUUAAUGACGACUGCCCCGGAGACCGGUCUUGUAUUAACAGAAAGUGCGCAGACCCAUGCAUUAACGCUUGCGGUCUGAACGCGAUAUGUACAGGCAUUAGACACACCGCGGUAUGUUCAUGCCCGCCUGAUUACACCGGCUACGCUCUCGUCCGCUGCGAUCGUAUCACAAUACCGGAAGUGAAACCAAAACCAGAAUGCGAAAACGAUGACCAAUGUCCCGAUAAUGCAGCGUGCAUCGAUUUCCGAUGUGCAGCAAUAUGUGGCCCGAACAACUGCGGCCUGAACGCGCAGUGUAUUGCACGCCGGCACAGAGCCAGCUGUACUUGCUUGCCGGGCUACGAAGGUGACGCAUAUUCAGGAUGUUACUCCGUUCAGUGUCAUAGCAAUAACGACUGUCCCGACGAUGAGAGCUGUGAAAGCGGCUCAUGUAUCAAAGUAUGUUCGCGAUUACGCUGUGGAACUGAAGCUCACUGCGUGGCGCGGGGACACAGCGCGUCAUGCGAAUGUAAUCCGGGAGCGCAAGGAAACCCAUGGACCUCGUGCCGCAGAGACGAAUGUACAAUGGACGAAGACUGUCCGACAUGGCUGGCUUGCAGGGCGAAGACAUGCCAAGAUCCCUGCCCUGGAGCUUGCGCACAAGGAGCCCAUUGUACUGUCAUGCGACAUGCACCGAUUUGCGAAUGCCCACGAGGAACCCAAGGCAAUCCGAGAAUAAAAUGUGAACCUGUACAAAGAGACGUGGAGUGCGAAGGCGAUGCAGACUGCGGCCCCGACCUGGCGUGCUUACGCGGCGUUUGCCGGGACCCGUGCGACUCAACAUCAUGCGGCGCCGGCGCCAUCUGCCGCGUUGCCAACACUCUGCCCUUCCGCACUCUCAUCUGCCAAUGUCCUAAACCGCUUACUGGAGAUGCGUCCGUUCAAUGUGUACCAAGAGCACAAUGCGAACAAGACAGCGAAUGCAGCGACGAGGAGCGGUGCGCGAACGGGCGCUGCGUGGCAGUGUGCGACGAGCGCGCUUGCGGCGCGGGCGCAGAAUGCCGCGCGCAGACGCACCGCGCCCUCUGCCGCUGCGUGCCACCUCUGCAAGGCGACGCCAACGUAGCCUGCACUCCGGGAGUGGAAGGCGCUGGCUGCACAUCAGACACUGAGUGCGGCGCGGCAGAGGCAUGCGUGGCCCGGCGCUGCGUGGCGGCGUGCGCGGGCGCUUGCGGGCCCGGCGCGCUCUGCUCCGCGCCACAGCACCGCGCACGUUGCCACUGCCCACCGGGCACCGCCGGUGACCCUGCGCGCUUCUGUUACACCCCCGAAUGUACCACCGAUGAAAACUGUCCGUUUGACAAGAGCUGCGUGAGCGGCUACUGUCAGGACCCGUGCGCUCUCGGAUCUCCAUGCGGCCGCGAUGCCAUCUGCGUGGCCGUUGCCCAUGCAGCCACGUGCCGCUGCCCGCCGGGCACGCAAGGAGACCCCAGAGAUGCCUGCGUCACCGUCGCUUGCCACUACAACGAAGACUGUUCAGACCAUCAAAUAUGCAACCGGCUCAAUCACGUCUGCCAACCGGUGUGCACCGACAGUGCAUGCGCUCCGGGUGCCCUGUGUUCGGCCAGCAACCAUCAACCAACGUGCACUUGUCUCCCCGGCACCUCCGGAGACGCUUACGUUCGUGGAUGCGGAACAACUGUGUCUACGCCGGAAUGCUCCAAAGAUGUCGACUGUGCAUCGCCAUUAGCCUGUGUCAACUCACAGUGUAUAGAUUUGUGCCUGAGUAACCCUUGCGAUGAAGGACUAAUCUGCAAAACUGUGGACAUACUACCACUGAGAGCCGUGGCAUGCGUGUGUCCGGAGGGCGGCCGCGUGGCGCCCAAUAACGGGUGUCGGCCGCCGCCCGCUGCGGAGUGCUCCUCGGACGCUGAGUGCGGAGAUAGUGAGACGUGCCGGCGUGGCGGCUGCGUAGAGGCCUGUAGAGCCGCACCCUGCGGAUACAAUGCUCUCUGCGAAUCUAUUGACCACGUCUCUCGCUGCUCUUGUCCACCUGGAUACAUCGGAAACCCCAGAAUAGAAUGUAAUAGUGAACCAAGAAGACCUACCAUAGUUGAAUGUUAUAAGGACGACGAAUGUGGUUCGGAGCAAUCGUGUGUUGAACGCACCUGCAUCAAUCCAUGUGUGAAUGGUUGCGGCGUAGGUGCGUUAUGUCGCGUCAUCGACCAUAAACCGCAGUGCUCGUGCCCCAGAGAUUACACUGGAGAUGCCAACGCACGAUGCAUACCACCGUCGGACAAAUCUGUAUUACCGGUGGGCUGCAAAGCAAACUCGGAGUGCCCACUGUCACAAGCUUGCAUAAAUGGCGCAUGCGCUAGUCCAUGUGUUUGCGGCGACAACGCAGAAUGUGACGUCUUAAGGCAUCAUCCUGUUUGCUACUGCGCACCUGGGUUCUCAGGAAACCCUUACACUGGAUGUACCAAAGUUAGCUGCAGUUCCGAUAACGAAUGCCCCGAUAGUGACACAUGUUACAAUGGAGCUUGCGUUAACCCUUGUGUCCUUGAAGCGCCGUGCGCCAUCACCGCAGAAUGCUACGGACAAGCUCACCGACCCAACUGCCGCUGUCCGCCUAGAACUAUGGGAAAUCCUUACGACAAAUGUCAAUCGAGCGAAUGCGAGGCCGACACCGACUGCAACGACGACAGCGUUUGCGUGAAAGGAGUUUGUCACGACGCUUGCUCAGUCGAAGGUCGCAAUCCUUGCGCCAGUAAUGCAGAAUGUUACGCACGUAAUCACGCAGCGGCUUGUAAAUGCCCACCCACGCUUCCUCUUGGCGAUCCUUUGACUUACUGCCAGAGAAUUGUAAUCAUAGGAGAACCGGAAUGCCGAAUGGACGGAGACUGUCCCAGUGGUCACGCUUGUCUCAGAGAUAAAUGUCGUGAAGCUUGUUCCGAACUAAAACCAUGCGUCGGCAAUUCUCGAUGCUCAGUUUCAGACAGCGUACCAUUCCGUACCUUAAUAUGCCGCUGUCCAGAAGGAUACACACCGGAUGAAAGAGGUUCAUGCAAACCUGCACAACUGCCAUCCCUUAGUUGCUCGUCUGACCAGGACUGUAGCGACAGCGAAUCUUGCGUUAACAGAAUUUGUCGCAAUCCUUGCAGUUGUGGCGACAAUGCAGAAUGCUUCGUCCGAGAUCACAGACCUGUAUGUUCGUGUCGCGAAGGCUACGACGGCAAUCCCUACCUAUCAUGUCGCAUAGUGGGCUGUCGAACUGAUACUGAAUGUGAAUCGCAUCAAGCUUGCAUCAACGGAAACUGCAUAAGUCCAUGCUUGUCGAACAACACUUGUGGAACGAAUGCCGAAUGCUAUGUAGAAAGAAACCAACCUCUCUGCCGCUGCAGAUCUGGAUUCGAAGGCGACGCAUAUACAAACUGCAACCUUGUCGAAUGUAGAGCCAACGGUGACUGUCCACAGGACAAACAAUGUCACGCGCAUAGAUGUAUCGACCCUUGUCUUUCAGGAAGUAUUUGCGGAACAAAUGCCAUCUGCUUGGUAAGAAACCAUCUUGCAGUUUGUAAAUGCGACCAAGGUUACACCGGCAGCCCCUAUGUUGAAUGUCGACGAGAAUCUACGCCACUAUGCUUUGUAGACGCUGACUGCCCGUCAAGACUAGCCUGUUUAUCUUCUAGAUGUGUCAAUCCAUGCACAGAAUUACGUCCCUGCGCCACACCAGCGACUUGUGAGGUCUCCCCGACAUUACCCGUUCGCACUAUGCUCUGCACGUGCCCAGUGGGAUACGUAAGCAGCGGCGGUGGCGUUUGCCGACCGGCAACAUCGAUCACUGACAACGUCUGUGUUUUGGACAAUAAUUGUAGCGCAAAUCAUGCUUGCGUAAAUUCCUUGUGUAAAAACCCAUGCUCCUGUGGGCCGAACUCCGAUUGUAGAAUAAAAGAUCACAAGCCAGUAUGUGCUUGUCGACCAGGAUUUGUCGGCGACGCACGAACCGGUUGUUACGAAAUUACCUGUCGCGCCGACAACCAGUGUGCAGACGAUGAGACUUGUAUUAAUAACCGCUGUAUACCGGCGUGUUCGGUGGAUGCUAAUGUCUGUGGUCGCUCGGCGGAGUGUUACGGCAUAGACCAUCGUGCUUCCUGCCGCUGCAAAGUUGGAACUGUCGGCAAUCCAUCAGUCGCCUGCACUCCGAUAUCUUGCCGAGCCAAUAGCGAUUGUCCGGUCGAUAAAUCUUGUAUUAACUCUAAAUGCGUUGAACCUUGCUCGGAGACCUCUUGCAAUGAACCGGCCGAAUGUAGAGUGCAUCAACACGAAGUAUACUGCGUCUGUCCGCCGGGUUACCAGAGUGCAGACGACGGCUGCGUGAAGACCGGAACUCCGCAGUGUGCCACCGACGUUGAUUGCCCGUCAGGAUUAGCGUGCUUUAACACCACGUGCGUCAAUCCAUGCUCGAAGACAACACCAUGUGGUAAUAACGCAGAAUGUCAUGUAAUCAACACUCUUCCCGUAAGAACUAUGAUAUGCGCAUGCAAACCAGGAUACAAAGGAAAUGCGCUCAUCGAAUGUACACCAUAUUUAACACCUACAACAAAAUGCGUAGACGGCCAAGGAAUCAAUAGUAAUGGCGACUGUGAGCCUUGCAACGCAAACGAAGGACGAACAGUCGACGGUCGUGGUCGUUGCGUGUGUGACUGGGACAAGGGCUACACACCGCGCGGAAACACUUGCGUUGCCAUCGGGUGCCGCGCGGACGAGCAGUGCGACGACCAAUCGCGCUGCAUCAAUGGCGCCUGCGUUAACGCAUGCGAGGCGGAGCCCUGUGGCCAGCACACGACUUGCGAUGUCAUCGGACACCGCUCGCACUGCGCCUGCAUCCCCGGCUACGUCGGCAACCCAAGGGUUCAAUGUUACAAUGCGACCACUCCCCAAGACAAUUAUAGAACUGAUUUCCCACUUCCAGACAUGCAGGUUCACUGCCUGGCGGAUGGAGUUCGAGUCAGUCUUAAGAUCAAGGACUUUAACGGGGUGUUGUACGUGAAAGGCUACAGUAAGGACGAGAGGUGUAGACUGGUCGUGCAUACUCCAGAAAAUCAAGAGAGCACCGUGGACUUUACAGUCCACUUCGGCGAUUGCGGUUUGGUCCAUGUGAACGGUCUGGCAAGCUUUGUGCUGGUGAUGCAGAUACAUCCUACUUUGUUAACAUCCAACGCUAAGGCAUUCCACAUCAAAUGUAUCUACCAAACGGGCGAACAGAACGUGACGUUGGCUUUCAACGUAUCGAUGCUGACAACAGCGGGCACGAUAGCCAACACGGGUCCGCCGCCCACUUGCUCCAUGAGAAUCGUAUCCAGAUCUGGCGACGAAGUGAGCUCUGCCGAAAUUGGAGAGAACCUCGUCUUACAAGUGGAUGUUCAACCAUCAAGUAUAUACGGUGGGUUUGCACGAAGCUGUAUAGCGAAGACGAGUGAAGCAUCGACGAACAUAGAAAACGAAUACACCGUAACGGACGCGGACGGAUGCGCUACGGACGCCGCGAUCUUUGGAGAAUGGGAAAGAAGCGAGGACGGAAGCGCUUUAAGGGCAGCUUUCAACGCCUUCAAGUUCCCAAGUAGCGAUAAUAUUCGAUUCCAAUGUAAUAUACGUGUCUGCUUCGGAAAAUGUCAACCGGUUAACUGUCGCGGAUACGACGCUUUCGGAAAGCGUAGAAAACGAGAAGCAAUCGAUCCUAAGAAUGGCCUUAACGGAAACGAAGGUCAAUUCAGGGAGGAGGUGGUCGUCGAAUCGAAUCUGAUAUUGACGCUGGAAAGACGCGACCCGUCGCGAGUGGCCCGGCGGCGGGACGCUGGCAGCGAUAACGGCGCGGGCGGCGCGUCCGGCGGCGAGGUGUGCGUGUCGGCCGCCGGGCUAGCCGUGGCGCUGGCGCUGACGGCGCUGCUGGCGCUGGUGGCCGUAGCCGCAGCCGUGGCGUGCUGGUUGGUGGCGUGGCGCCGCGCGCGGCCUCCACCCGCGCCGCUGCCGCACCCGCCUGACUUCCCCAACCCGCUGUUCCAACGCUGAGCAGCUCGCUAGUCGCGCGCCCCGCUCCUCCGCCGGCGCCGGGCGGUGUCGGCUCUUCUUUCCUCUCGGCUUCAAUCUGUGCGCGCCGCCGGAGGACCGCCGGGCGAGGGCGCAGCGAGCGCCUCCCUCGCUCGCGCUCGCUGCGUCCUAUCUAGAAUUAUUUUUAUAUUUUACUUUAACUCUUUAACAUAGACUCGCCUCCUUCGAACUUUGUGAUAUUCAUGAUAUAAAUAUUCGAAAUCACCAUACCUUUAUGUAAUAUAACUAUUGACUGUAGUUUGUAAGCAAAUAAUAUUAAUAAAUAAUAAUGACAAUA
Papilio xuthus (Asian swallowtail) is the source of this 61238-nucleotide messenger RNA. Its product is annotated as fibrillin-like protein dumpy. NCBI's taxonomy places the organism in Eukaryota, Metazoa, Arthropoda, Insecta, Lepidoptera, Papilionidae. Bases 302 to 60922 code for a protein of 20206 amino acids. Gene Ontology annotation, molecular function: peptidase inhibitor activity; calcium ion binding; zinc ion binding. The record is from RefSeq and is a predicted model, not a curated record. The transcript is spliced from 135 exons. Gene Ontology annotation, cellular component: nucleus; extracellular region.